AGAAGAAGACGGCGGGAGUUGUUAGCAUGUUUGGCAGCUAACGUUAACUACUAGCUAGCUAGGUAUGGACGUGAACCAUCUCUGGAGUUAACUAACCACCGUGAGUGAGUAUGGAAACACAUGAAAGUAGACAACAAUAGCAAGCUGACGUUAGCUAUCUAGCUAAUGUAUCCAACAUAGCACAUGACGAGUAAACAGUCAAGCAAGCCAACUACGCCGAUUGUCUGCGUUGAAUUCAGCAAACUAGCACGGAUUCUGGACACAAUAACCCUUGAUGUGAGAUUAGCGACGUUAGCCAGCUAACAAAUUGCCAGUUGUUGGAUUAACAAUGGAAAGUUGGAAAUAACUGCUAUGACAGGCACCAGCGCAUGCUCAUGUGUGUUAGCCAAUGCUCAACAAUUUCAGGCUGAAAUGCUCAUGUUAGCCUAUAAUAAAGAUGGAAAUACGACACUAUCCAUGACAACAGUAGUCAUAGUAAAGCGAUUUAUUUUACACCAGCAACAUCUUUUGCUAUUUAUUUACCUUGCAAAUGAAUACAAUCUGAUUUGAAGCUGUAUUUGCAAAAGAGGAAAAUGUUGGAAACAAGGAAGGACUCAUGCCACAGUGUUGUCUUCUACACUAACGUUAGAUGCUGUAACGAUUAUUAACUUAUAAAACACGUUUCCCUCUGACAGAUUCAAACAUGACUGACAGGAAUUUACCUGAGUGGAUGUCGAAGAUAGAAACUACUGAAAAAGAUGCACUUAAACAGGUAUUGAAGUUGAGUAAACAGUACUCACAUUUAUGGUCCAAGAUAGUGAACAAAAAACUUGUAUGGUUAGUAACCCAGAAGUAGUGCCUUGUUCCUGGUUCUUUAACAUAUGGUAAUAUCACAGGCACAGUGUGUAGACUUCACCAGUAGGACAGGUCUACUGGCCUCUAAAUGCCUGCCAACAGCUGUCUGAGGUUGGCUAUCAAGGUGUGGUUAAUUUUCAAUUCAGUGAGGCUCUCUAAUUUGCUUACGUUUACCUAUCCACCUGAGCUGUGCAGGGUCAUAUGCAAAUAAAACCAUUGCACUGUUUCUCUCAACCCAUUUCAAUAUUCAGUUGUAUUAGUGCAUGUGAUAUUUUCCUUUUGACCACCACUGUUAAUUGAUUAUAGUCUGAAUAUUUUAUCAAUACUGUCUGAGUUUAAUUCAACCGGUUUAAUAAUACACUAUGUGUUGCAGUAUAGAGGUCUAUGAGACGAGUCCUGGAUCAUGCUGUCGCUCUUCUAACAUUUGCAUAGGUGAUGUAUGUACUGGAAAUGUAAAUUUCUGUACAAGGAGCAAGAAUACAUGUGCACAAUGAUGGACAAUAGUGAAUGGCCUUUUAUUUGCAUAUUUCCUUCGACACAGAGUAAACCCAAUAUGCCCAGUUCUGUGGAAAAACACAAGGCUGAUAAUAAAAUGUUCUCUCCCAUGUGCAGAAAAUGGCUGGUAAUAUAGUCUCUCUGUGGGGGUAAUAAGUAAGACCAUUUUUUUUCUCAACAGGUUCAAACAGGACUCUAUAAAAGAAAUGUCAUAGAAGAUGACCUUCAUUAUCUAGAGUUCACUGGCACAGUCAUAUUCAGCCAGGAGAGAAAUGACUGCUCGUUUCUGUCUGAGGAGUUAAGGUAAUCAAGACUAUCACCAGUCUGAGUCUAAUAGUACAUUCAGUGUACAUGUAAUAAAACAGAGAUUGUGCAGUCAAUCAAGUCAGUUGUACAGUGGUAAGCAGGCCUAGCAUGUGGAGUCAUGGGUUAAGCGUGCUGUGGCUUUAUUCACCACUUUGAGUAGUCGCUUACCUGUUUCCUAAGAACGCAUUACGUCGCUGAAGGCAUAUCUAUAAUCUGGAACUCGCUGUCGGUUCGUCUGGAUUGUAAAACGUGUUCACCGCUGUAAAAUAAAUGUCUGAAUCAAAAUUUUGGGGCAAAUAACAUCGCAAAGGUGUACCAACCACAUUGUAUGUUAAUUAUAGUUGGACUAAUUAAGUUUACUUGGAUUUUGCACCACAUUUACACCUCAAUCCCUCUCUUGUUUUUUUCCGUAGGUCUAGCCUUUCACCUGGCUCUGCUGUGGGGUUUGACAUAGAAUGGCCUCCUUCCUUCACCAAAGGCCAGAAGAAGAAAGUUGCCUUGGUCCAGCUGUGUGCUUCUGAGGAGAAGUGUUACCUUUUUCACCUCUCCUCCAUGUCAAGUAAAGUUCACAGGGGAAAUGUCUCUGACAUUGACUUAUUGUAUGAAUAAUUUUCUGCUUAUAAUUUCUAUUAUGUUGUUGCUGCCUAUACAGUGAGGGGAAAAAAGUAUUUGAUCCCCUGCUGAUUUUGUACGUUUGCCCACUGACAAAGAAAUGAUCACUCUAUAAUUUUAAUGGUAGGUUUAUUUGAACAGUGAGAGACAGAAUAACAACAAAAAAAUCAAGAAAAACGCAUGUCAAAAAAUGUAUGAAUUGAUUUGCAUUUUAAUGAGGGAAAUUAGUAUUUGACCCCCCCUCAAUCAGAAAGAUUUCUGGCUACCAGGUGUCUUUUAUACAGGUAACGAGCUGAGAUUAGGAGCGCACUCUUAAAGGGAGUGCUCCUAAUCUCAGUUUGUUACCUGUAUAAAAGACACCUGUCCACAGAAGCAAUCAAUCAAUCAGAUUCCAAACUCUCCACCAUGGCCAUGACCAAAGAGCUCUCCAAGGAUGUCAGGGACAAGAUUGUAGACCUACACAAGGCUGGAAUGGGCUACAAGACAAUCGCCAAGCAGCUUGGUGAGAAGGUGACAACAGUUGGUGCGAUUAUUCGCAAAUGGAAGAAACACAAAAUAAACUGUCAAUCACCCUCGGCCUGGGGCUCCAUGCAAGAUCUCACCUCGUGGAGUUGCAAUGAUCAUGAGAACGGUGAGGAAUCUGCCCAGAACUACACGGGAGGAUCUUGUCAAUGAUCUCAAGGCAGCUGGGACCAUAGUCACCAAGAAAACAAUUGGUAACACACUAUGCCAUGAAGGACUGAAAUCCUGCAGCGCCCGCAAGGUCCCCCUGCUCAAGAAAGCACAUAUACAUGCCCGUCUGAAGUUUGCCAAUGAACAUCUGAAUAAUUCAGAGGAGAACUGGGUGAAAGUGUUGUGGUCAGAUGAGACCAAAAUGGAGCUCUUUGGCAUCAACUCAACUCGCCGUGUUUGGAGGAGGAGGAAUGCUGCCUAUGACCCCAAGAACACCAUCCCCACCGUCAAACAUGGAGGUGGAAACAUUAUGCUUUGGGGGUAUUUUUCUGCUAAGGGGACAGGACAACUUCACCACAUCAAAGGGAUGAUGGACAGGGCCAUGUAUCGUCAAAUCUUGGGUGAGAACCUCCUUCCCUCAGCCAGGGCAUUGAAAAUGGGUCGUGGAUGGGUAUUCCAGCAUGACAAUGACCCAAAACACACGGCCAAGGCAACAAAGGAGUGGCUCAAGAAGAAGCACAUUAAGGUCCUGGAGUGGCCUAGCUAGUCUCCAGACCUUAAUCCCAUAGAAAAUCUGUGGAGGGAGCUGAAGGUUCGAGUUGCCAAACGUCAGCCUCGAAACCUUAAUGACUUGGAGAAGAUCUGCAAAGAGGAGUGGGACAAAAUCCCUCCUGAGAUGUGUGCAAACCUGGUGGCCACUACAUGAAACGUCUGACCUCUGUGAUUGCCAACAAGGGUUUUGCCACUAAGUACUAAGUCAUGUUUUGCAGAGGGGUCAAAUACUUAUUUUUCUCAUUAAAAUGCAAAUCAAUUUAUAACAUUUUUGACAUGCGUUUUUCUGGAUUUUUUUGUUGUUAUUCUGUUCUCACUGUUCAAAUAAACCUACCAUUAAAAUUAUAGACUGAUCAUGUCUUUGUCAGUGAGCAAACGUACAAAAUCAGCAGGGGAUCAAAUACUUUUUUCCCUCACUGUAGUUUAUCUGUAUUAUACCUGUUCUAACACAUUUAGACCUGUUCUGCAAUGGUUUUCUGUAUAGCAUAUCUCUGACUUCUUGCAGGAUUUCCAACUGGCUUGAAGAUAUUUUUGGAGGAUGAGAGAAUCCGAAAAGUUGGCGUGGGCAUCGAAGGAGACAUGUGGAAGCUACUCUCGGACUUUGAUGUCAAACUGAAGAAUUUCGUGGAGCUUGGAGAUUUGGCUAAUAAAAGAGUAAGAAUUGAAUCACAGAAUUGUACCCUCAUUUUACAGCCAUUACACAACUACCAUUACACAACUACCAUUACACAAAUACCAAUGUGUUUACUCAUGGGCCAAUGUAUCAAACGCUUCCACUUGUUGAUGUGUAACCAUAUGCUCAAGUCCCAAAAAAGAUGUCCAGUUAAAAAGGUAUCGUUCCAACUACUGCAAAAAUACCGGCCUCCUCGAAUAUGUCACCCAAAACGCAUCUGCUAACAUGCUAUGAGGAAUAGCAGAAGGACUGUUUGAUUUCUAUAAUGCUACAUACAUUAUUAUUUCCUCACUGACUAGAAUUCCCUGUGAUUUCCAGCUGCGAUGCGGUGAGAGGUGGAGUCUAGAUGGGCUCGUCAAGCACCUGUUCAAGAAGAGGCUCUUCAAACAGAAGAAUGUGCGCUGUAGCAAUUGGGAUGACUUUGAACUCUCCCAGGAGCAGAAAAGAUACGCGGCCACAGAUGCUUAUGUGAGUGGGAAAAACCUACUGUAUCAUUUUGUGUCAUUGGAAGAAUAGAGAACUGUUUUUGUGGGAGAGAUUCUGUAUUUGUUUAUCAGCCAUGUUUUAUUUUUUGUCUUGCCUAGGCUGGCCUGAUCAUUCAUAACAAACUGAAUACUAUGGACCCUGGUGAGUAUUGUGUAUGUUUUUUGAUGUGUCAUACGUGCAUUUUGUUUCUCAAAUCCCAGUUAUUUUAUUGGUUUCCUUCAUUAAAACCCCCCCAAGGUCGAUGUCCACGCCCCCGCUGAAAUCUAAUUCGCGUAAUAAAAAAAUCCCCAUAAAAAUCUGUCAGUUUAAGAUUGAGGCUCAAUCCACCGGUUCUGCCUAUGUCGCACUUCCGCAUCUGUGGCGAAAGGUGACAGAGCCUGAGCGGUGUUUAUCAGACCAUGAGACAUCCCGAAAAUCGGUCUUCUCACAAAAUCGUCUGUAGCGUCCGAAUGGUUUGGCCUUCAAACUAUUAUGACCCCUUUGGAAAUAUGAGACUCUCACAAACUCUCCAUUAUGCUCUACGACCUCCACAAGUGUCAGGAGACAGCUUCUGUCUGUAGCAUCCGUACCGUUUGGGCUACCUCUCUGUCCAAAGGCGAGACUCUCACGAACAUGUACAUGUCGGUUGUUUUGCCGUAGGACGUCAACAGGCCUCAAAACACUCGUCUGAAGGUCCCCCGGUACCAGUUGAAAAAAUGAAUGGAAGUACAGUGCAUUCGGAAAGUAUUCAGACCCCUUGACUUUUUCCACAUUUUGUUAUGUUACAGCCUUAUUCUAAAAUUGAUUAAAUAAAAAUUUCCCUCAUCAAUCUACACACAAUACCCCAUAAUGACAAAGCGAAAACAGGUUUUUUAGACAUUUUUGCGAAUGUAUAAAAAAAAAAAAAAACAUAACUUAAGUACCAUAAGUAUUCAGGCCCUUUGCUAUGAGACUCGAAAUUGAGCUCAGGUGCAUCCUGUUUCCAUUGAUCAUCUUUGAGAUGUUUCUACAACUUGAUUGGAGUCCACCUGUGGUAAAUUCAAUUGAUUGGACAUGAUUUGGAAAGGCGCACACCUGUCUAUAUAAGGUCCCACAGUUGACAGUGCAUGUCAGAGCAAAAACCAAGCCAUGAGGUCGAAGGAAUUGUCCGUAGAGCUCCGAGACAGGAUUGUGUCGAGGCACAGAUCUGGGGAAGGGUACCAAAAAAUGUCUGCAGCAUUGAAGGUCCCCAAGAACUCAGUGGCCUUCCAUCAUUCUUAAAUGGAAUAAGUUUGGAACCACCAAGACUCCCUAGAGCUGGCCGCCUGGCCAAACUGAGCAAUCAGGGCAGAAGGGCCUUGGUCAGAGUUCCUCUGUAGAGAUGGGAGAACCUUCUAGAAGGACAACCAUCUCUGCAGCACUCCACCAAUCAGGCCUUUAUGGUAGAGUGGCCAGACGGAAGCCGCUCCUCAGUAAAAGGCACAUGACAGCCCACUUGGAGUUGCCAAAAGGCACCUAAAGGACUCUCAGACCAUAAGAAGUCUGAUGAAACCAAGAUUGAACUCUUUGGCCUGAAUGCCAAGCGUCACGUCUGGAGGAAACCUGGCACCAUUCCCUACGGUGAAGCAUGGUGGUGGCAGCAUCAUGCUGUGGGGAUGUUUUUCAGCGGCAGGGAGAGUAGUCAGGAUCGAGGGGAAAGAGUGUUGGAAGUUGUUUAGUGGACUAUGAGGUAAAACUGAGUUAAUCAUCAACAUAUAGUUAACAUUCUUUGUGGCUAACUGAAUUGGGUCAUUUCACUGUGUGUGUGGGUAAAUGAGGGAAUCUGACUUAGGGUCAGAUUGCUCGCUUUUACUUAAAUCCAUGGCUGUCUUAUCUUAUCAGGGACUGAAACUAGCUUGUGGCCUUUUUCUCUCUCCUCACACAAAGUGAUAAAGAACAGAGUUUAACCUAACCAUGAGUGUUUUUGCAAGAUAAGGGAUUGAUUGAUUGAGUGUGAACUGAAUGAAAGUCGAAUGUAGCCGCCACCAUAGACAAAGGGAGUGGGCGGAGCAAUAAAAGAGCGGGAAACUGAGGAGGGAGGGAUUUAAAGCUAUGGUGUGUGGAGGACACUAUAUAAGAUGGAGGGAGAGAAGAAGAGGGGGCGAAUCUGCAGAUUGGCCUGGCUUUGUUGACAUUAUAAUAAAGUCAUUCUCAAUCCCACAAACACUCUGGAAGGACUGAUUUGUAAUAAAGUAUAGUGGUUAUUUUCCACAACAAGAGUAACGGAGCACCAUCCCUACGGUGAAGACUGGUGGUGGCAGCAUCAUGCUGUGGGGAUGUUUUCCAGCAGCAGUGACUGAGAGACUAGUAAGGAUCGAGGGAAAAAUGAACGGAGCAAAGUACAGAGAGAUCCAUGAUGAAAACCUGCUCCAGAGCGCUCAGGACCUCAGACUGGGGCGAAGGUUCACCUUCCAACAGUACAACGACCCUAAGCACACAGCCAAGACAACGCAGGAGUGGCUUCGGGACAAGUCUCUGUAUGUCCUUGAGUGGCCCAGCCAGAGCCCGGACUUGAACCCGAUCUAACAUCUUUGCCGAGACCUGAAAAUAGCUGUGCAGUGACACUCCCCAUCCAACCUGACAGAGCUUGAGAGAAUCUGCAGAAAUUAAUGGGAGAAACUCCCCAAAUACAGGUGUGCCAAGCUUGUAGUGUCUUACCCAAGAAGACUCAAGGCUGUAAUUGCUGCCAAAGGUGCUUCAACAAAGUACUGAGUAAAGAGUUUGAAUACUUAUGUAAAUGUGAUAUUUAAGUUUUUUUAUUUUUAUAAAUUUGCUAAAAUUUCUAAACCUAUUUUUGCUUAAUGAGGGGAAAAAAACAAUUCAAUCAAUUUCAUAAUAAGGCUGUAACGUAACAACAUUUUGAAAAAGUCAAAGAGUCUGAAUACUUUACUAAUGCACUGUAUAUAUGGAGACUGUUUUAAUGCCAUCAAUAUGGGGUUAAAUACAUGUGAAAUUAAAAAAUUAAAAAUCCUGAUCUGUGACCGACCAGCUCGAUAUGGUCUUAUGUAGCAACAUUUGAAAUGGUGUUUUUUACAUUGGAUAAAAGCAGAGACUCAGAGCUAGAAAAUUGUAUAUCAUACACUACAGUUGAGGAAUAAUCGGAAAGUAAUUCUGAAUGUUUUGGUACACCUACUGGAGAGCUCUUUGUCUACACCAAUUCCGCAUCGUUCACACCCUCUUAAGCCUUAGCCCCACCCAUCUCUUUAAGGAUUCCCAUGUGAGGCCAUGUGCUAAACAGUGAGUACGGUAGUGUACAACCAAAGAUUAAGACUAAAGGCUGGUUUAUACUACUUCUAUCGACAUGUCUGGAUACAGUUGUUGCAGUGACAUCAUGAGCAUUCUAUUGUCGUCCAACAUCAAACUUGUCGUUAUGAAAAAGUAUAAACACAAAAACGACAGGCUGCAUGACAUCAGCAGCCUGGUGGUCCAAAAUAGCAUAACUGGUGUAUUUUAACACCAAUAAACCCAUCCUUUUAAAAAUGAAUUUAGUAUAUGUCAAUCUAGCAAACCAGGCAACUAAAAGCAACUUACUAAACAAUGUUUUGGUUAGUUUCUAGCUUGUUAGCUAGCUAGCUAAUGUUAAAUUAGCUGGCUAGCCAGUUCAAAUAAUGACCAUCAUAUAUAGCUGACAACGUCUUAACUUUAGCUAAUUCCUAUUCAUUAUUACAGGAAAAUAAACGUACAACAAGAUCAUUAUUUACAAGUUAAUGGCGAGCUAAUUACAGAAAAUAGUUUACGAUUGUGAGUGUGACAAAAUAAAAGCAGGGCAUUCUACCGGAGAAUUUUAGAACGGACACUUUCUCGUUGGCCUAACAUUAUAUCCUAAUUUGACUUUGGUGCAGGUCAUGUUGUUCUUCACAUUACCGUCUCUGGUAAACACACACUAUAUUAAAUAACCUCAACGUUUAUUUGUCACAUGCACAGGCUACAUAAAGUGUAAACAGUACACUGAAAGUCUUACUUGCAUAGUGGAGUCUCUCUUUUGUUUAGGCAUGUAGCUAACUAAACAAUUAACCAUAAUCCCAACUCGUAACGUUACUACCCUGCAUUAAUCUACAGGUAGCUAAAGCUAACAAACUAGCUAGGUUCAAUGUUAGCUAGCUAGCUAACAUUGGGCUAUAACUAGCAAUGCAAAUGGCUCUGAGAUACGAAUAUUAUUACUACAGAGAUCAUACAUGUAACGUUAGCUAGCCAGCCAGCUAACGUUAGCUAGCUAGCUAACAGUACGCCUUAACUUACAAUGAAAAUGAAUAUCUGGAAAUGUAGCAAGACUCUCUUACCCGUGUCCAAUUUGUAAGUCGCUCUGGAUAAGAGCAUCUGCUAAAUGAUGUAAAUGUACAUGGAUGAACGCUUCUCCCUCUCUGUCACGGAUGCAAUGGUUGCCCAUAGUUUGAAGAUAUAAUCCGGAGACUGGUGUUUUGUACAACAGCCUUCUCUUUUCGACUCCCUCCACAUUUGCAAUCAAACACCUGAAUUUUGUCCAUCUCCUUAGCUAUCAUACUCUGCUUCCACCGGGCAUUCCACUGAUUUCAAAACUCGGUCCUCCAGAAAUUGGAGUGCCUUAGCAACACUUGUGCAGUUCUUCGUGAUAUCUUUCAAAAAAUAUGCUUUGGAAAGGAUUACCUACACAUACUAAGCAGCUCAUGUUCUAGCGUGCUACAUGGCAGACCAAUCCAAACUCAUCUCUCGGCAUGUCCAGCCCAUCCAUUAUCUCAGCCAGUCAUGGCUAGCUGGAAGGUUCCUGUCUUUUUCCGUGGCUAAACCAACUAGGCUAAUAAUUUAACAAUUCUAUUCGUAUUUACAGAUGGCAUACAAGUUUGUUAUUAAGGCACAUGAAAGCUCACACGUUCAAAUGCCUCUCCUGUGAAGUAGUGACGCGCAACAUAUGCCUAGUUUCCUGAAAUGAGUCACAUCUUUCUUAUCUCUCAGAUAUAGGAGAGACACUUCAGAACAAACUUCCUUUUGAUUUUUGGGGGGGACUGUAUGUUGUUCCAUGUAGUGAAUAAGCUAAUAGCAGUAAGGCCUAAAAUUAUUUAUCAAAUAAUAAUUUGAUAGCUAAAAGAAAUCCCCCCCCACCCCGCUUAGACUCUGAUGGGUUAAUAGUGGAAUCUUUAAACAAAAUAUGUCUCUUUGUGCUCUAAUACAGGAGUGAAUUCUCGGUCUGGCCUUAAGGACAAGCUGUCUCAAAUGGCCAAUGAAAUUGAGGAAUUAGCUGGCAGCAUCCCAGAAGAAGUCAAUGACAUCCAGAGGUCCAGUAUACAGACGUUACUAUUCCAACAUCAAGAUUGUUCUUCACUCAUUUGUCUGAUUCAUAAGUACAGUACAGACGAGCUGUGUUCGAAUACCCAUACUAACAUACUGUAUGCUACAUACUUAAUGAGUAUAUACUACAUACUAUAUACUAUUAGUUCAUUUUAGUAUACUGUAAACGAGCGGUAUCGUUUCAGUUGUGCGUGGUAGAGCUUCGCCUGUCUACCGGAAGUUGAUGCUGUUGCUAUGCAAUCUCUUGCUAGCUUGUUAGCAUAAUAAAUUACUAGCUAAACGUUUUACGAUUUCGGGUGUGUUCGUAAAUUCAAUCUGGAGUGCCAGACUGCGCUCUGGGCGUUCGUAAAUCCAGAGCGUUUCGCUCUCGGAGUGUUCAGCACGCACACUGGACGCUCUGGCGGAGGAGUAGGGUUGAUCCGAGUGUUCAACUGCAGUCAAGCACCCAAGCUAACUGGCUAACGUUGGCUAGCUACUUCCAGACACAAAUGAGAGAACCCCUCACUCUGACCAUUGUACUCGCGCUAGCAGAGCUGGUUAUCCAGAGCGUUGGUGACUGUAACUGUGCUGCUGGCAACAAUUUUAAUUAUGCUUUUUUUGCAGACGUUUACUGACACCGGCCAUAUUCAACGGGUGUUGAGCGUUCGUAAAUUCAUCAGUUAUUCUGCGCUAGAGUGCUCUGAAAUCGGAGUAGAUAGCCAGAAUUAACAAUGUCUAUUGAAACGCACAACGACUAUACCUCUUAGCUAAGAAUGAUGUGAAUAAUCAAGUCAAUAAACGUUGGGUAGUUAGUUAGAUAGCAGAUAGUUAAUAUGCUGCCUGGCAAGUUUGAUGUAUUGGUAGCCAACUAACGUCAGGUACGUUAACUAGCUGACAUACCGGUACAUACUGCUGUAAUGCUAUGCGGUUCGUAAGGAUAGCGUUGCUAACAAAUUUUCAGCCAACAUAAUGUGUAACGUUACUUAUUUGAAAAGUCAUUACUUUAUUACAUUGCUCAACAUUUCCUUAACAUUUGUCAUAAUUAAUAAAAGCAAUGAAUUUGUAUGCGCUUUCGUCUGACUUUGGCUGCAUAUUUUCCGCCAUUUUCUUCAAAUCUGAAAAUGUUGUGAAGCCACGCCCAUUUUCAGAAGAAUUGCAUUAUGGGCCCUAAAAUCACAGAAAUAGUGUCCACUGCAUGUAUACUUUGUAUUUUGGCCAAUUUACUACGACAUCCGGGAACUUUUGGCAUACUAACUAUAUCCAUACUAUGACCAAUAAGCAUACUAUAUACUCAAUUCACGUCACAAAUAGUAUGGUUAGUGCGGUUAGUAUGAGUAUUCGAACACAGCUAAGGUCAGAAAUGUAACCAGUCUCAAAUUAAUUUUUGAUUUUAUUUUGUCAUUGUAGCGUUGCAACGCUAGUGGAGGACCUGUACGUUAGCCUCACUGCUCUGAGAGAUUUGCUGUCGAAGAACAACACCUCAGCUUCUACCACAGCUCCAGAACUUUUGUCUCACGACCUCCCAGAGAACAAGACCCUCAGUCCUGACAGAACAGACACAACCAAUGGAACACAGUUGGAUCUGGGCUCACCCGGGGAAGAUGAGGACCUCAAUCACUCCAACAUAGAUCUUUUUAAGGUUCCUGAACCCAUGGAAGAGGCCAGCAAACCCACAGACGAUCAAAGAGACUGCAUCAUGUCCCUGCAUAUCUCAGAGUAUGAGCUUCAAAUGCUGGAGAGGCAAGCCAGGCAGGAGGAUCUGGAGGAGCAGUCCACUUUGGAGUUCCAGGUGAAGAGUAAAUCUAUUUAGCCUGAUCCCAGACCUGUUUGUGCUGUAAUGCCAAUUCCUAUGGUCAUCGUCACGCCAGGCUAUAUCCAUUUGUAUUUGUGUGGAGGAUUCUACAUUUCAUGGCAUUGUUUAGGAAACAAGCUAAGGAUAGAGAGUCCUUUGUUGACCGCUUCUGUUCAUUUUGCAUUGUGCCACCUUCAUGCAAAUGUCAUGAAAAUUUGUCGGCAGCCAUGUAUUGUCCAGCUGAUGUGGACUAGAACAACUAAUAUAUUUAGCAGAUGCUUUUAUCCAAAGCGAGUUAGUCAUGUGUGCAUACAUUUUACGUACGGGUGGUCCUUGGAAUCGAACCCACUAUCCUGGCAUUGCAAGUAGGGCUGUGGUGAUACAAGUAUCGCAAUAUUUUUUCCAUAGCAAAAAUAAAACAACAAGCAGACAACUCUUUAAUCCAUUCAUAAUCUGCUGGUUGCAAAAUAUUGUGUGCUAUAGCUUGGAAAAUACAUUUGACUGGAUGACAACAUAAUGAUGUUUGUUUCCAACAUUAAGGAUGUUUUCCUAAAGAAGUUAAAUCUGCUUAAUGUUUUGUUUCCUUGCCACGAUACUAACAAGUAUCACGAUACAGGUAUCGUUCCGGCACUAGUUGCAAGCGCCAUGCUCUAACAAUCGAGCUACAGUAGACAUUAUCUUCACCAAUCUAACUAGAUUCUUAAUGCUUUGCUCUUUUGUCUUGAAGGAGAAAAAUGCACUGGAUGACUCUGCAGACCUUUUGUACGAAGUGGAGAGCGACGAGGAGCUGGAGAGCAAGAUGCUACAGGUAAUAGUCUGGAUGUCAGUGAGAACGAUGGAUUUCCCCUCUUACGGUACAUUAUCCUUACAGAUGUUAUACAAACCUCUCACCAGUCAGUAUGCCCAUUCUCAAUAAGCCAGUUUGACAUAUUCAAGCACCUUUGAGGUGUGGAUUUCUCUCAUCAACCUUCUCCUUAUAGCAGGCCUGGGUCAAAUAUGUCAAAAAUGUGAAUUUGUUAGUUUGAUUGUUAUCAAAUAUGUAAAAAACGUGAGUUUGUUAGCUCGAUUUUUAUCAAAUACAGUACCAGUCAAAAGUUUGGACACAGUUACUCAUUCAAGGGUUUUUCUUUAUUUGUACUAUUUUCUACAUUGUAUAAUAAUAGUGAAGACAUCAACACUAUGAAAUAACACACAUUGAAUCAUGUAGUAACCAAAAAAAGUGUUAAACAAAUCAAAAUAUAUUUUAUAUUUGAGAUUCUUCAAAUAGCCACCCUUUGCCUUGAUGACAGCUUUGCACACUCUUGGCAUUCUCUCAACCAGCUUCACCUGGAAUGCUUUUCCGACAGUCUUGAAGGAGGUCCCACAUAUGCUGAGCACUUGUUGGCUGCUUUUCCUUCACUCUGUGGUCCGACUCAUCCCAAACCAUCUCAAUUGGUUUGAGGUCGGGGGAUUGUGGAGGCCAGGUCAUCUGAUGCAGCACUCCAUCACUCUCCUUUGUGGUAAAAUAGCCCUUACACAGCCUGGAGGUGUGUUGGGUCAUUGUCCUGUUGAAAAACAAAUGAUAGUCCCACUAAGCCCAAACCAGAUGGGAUGGCGUAUCGCUGCAGAAUGCUGUGGUAGCCAUGCUGGUUAAAUGUGUAUUGAAUUCUAAAUAAAUGACAUACAGUGUCACCAGCAAAGCACCCCCACACCAUAACACCUCCUCCUCCAUGCUUUACAGUGGGAAAUACACAUGCGGAGAUCAUCCGUUCACCCACACUGCGUCUCACAAAGACACGGCGGUUGGAACCAAAAAUAUCAAAUUUGGACUUUAGACCAAAGGACACAUUUCCACCGGUCUAAUGUCCAUUGCUCAUGUUUCUUGGCCCAAGCAGGUCUCUUCUUAUUGGUGUCCUUUAGUAGUGGUUUCUUUGCAGCAAUUCGACCACGAAGGCUUGAUUCACACAGUCCCCUCAGAACAGUUGAUGUUGAUGUGUCUGUGACUUGAACUCUGAAGCAUUUAUUUGGGCUGCAAUUUCUGAGGCUGGUAACACUAAUGAACUUAUCUUCAGCAGCAGAGGUAACUCUGGGUCUUCCAUUCCUGUGGCGGUCCUCAUGAGAGCCAGGUUCAUCAUAGCGCUUGAUGGUUUUUGUGACUGCACUUGAAAUGUUCUGUAUUGACUGACCUUCAUGUCUUAAAGUAAUGAUGGACAGUCGUUUCUCUUUGCUUAUUUGAGCUGUUCUUGCUGUAAUAUGGACUUGGUCUUUUACCAAAUAGGGCUAUGUUCUGUAUACCCCCCCCUACCUUGUCACCACACAACGGAUUGGCUCAAACACAUUAAGAAGGAAAGAAAUUCCACAAAUUAACUUUUAACAAGGCACACCUUUUAAUUGAAAUGCAUUCCAGGUGACUACUUCAUGAAGCUGGUUGAGAGAAUGCCAAGAGUGUGCAAAGCUGUCAUCAAAGCAAAGGGUGGCUAUUUGAAGAAUCUCAAAUAUAAAAUAUAUUUUGAUUUGUUCAACACUUUUUUUGGUUACUACAUGAUUCCAUAUGUGUUAUUUCAUAGUUUUGAUCUCUUCACUAUUAUUCUACAAUGUACAAUUUUUUACAAAUAAAGAAAGACCCUUGAAUGAGUAGGUGUGUCCAAACUUUUGACUGGUAGUGUAUGUCAAAACCGUGAGUUUGUUAGCUUGAUUUUUAGUUUGCCUUGUACAAUUGAACCAAUGGAUUUAUUUAUGUACUGCUUUUAUUUAGCUAGGUAAGUUAUUGAGAACAUAUUUUCUUUUACAAUAACGACGUGACAAUAGAUUAGUUCUGAAAGUACAAGCUCCAAGCUAAAUCAAGUACAUAUUAGACUUUUAAGUAUACUAAAGUAUAUUUGACAUAAGCAUUUGCUCCAGGUCUACUAUUGGUUAAGAACCAGCGCCUUGUGUGAUGAUGUGGUUUGGAUGUUUCUCACGUCAGUGUGUGGAGGAAGUGGAGAGGUUGAGUCAACCGAAGCAACCCCAACCUGAGGAAACCCCCUCUGGCCCUGGUGAUGAGGAGGAUGACGUAGAGGAGCUGGAGGAGGAGGAAGAAGAAGAGUUUGGUACUGAUGGAGCUAUUUCUUAGCUGUUUUAGGUUUCAAAGAUUAUUGUGGAGCAAUACUAAUGGACUGACUGACAAAUAGGCAGCCUUAGAAUCUACUGUAAGUGUAGAAUGAGGAUGCUCUCAGUCUACUGUGUGUCGAUUGAAGUGGAGUGACGGUACGUUAAUAAAAGGAGCUAAUAAUAGCUGACGUUUUCUGCUGUAGGCAGUGGUAAUAGUGGUGAGCCUUUACAGGAAUCCCAUGACCCAUAUUGCCAGCAGAUUAGUCAAAUCAUGCUCUACUCUGUUAAAAAUCAAUACCGACACAGAAACCUAUUCAAAAUCACAUGUCGAGAUAGAUAUAAGCAAUAAGGCCCGACGUUGUGUGGUAUAUGGUCAAUAUACCAUGGCUAAGGACUGUUCUUACAAUAUUGGCCAUAUACCACAAACCCCCGAGAUGCCUUAUUGCUAUUAUAAACUGGUUACCAACGUAAUUAGAACAGUAAAUAGUAAUUUUUGGUCGUACCCAUGGUAUACGGUCUGAUAUACCACGGCUGUCAGCCAAUCAGCAUUCAGGGUUCGAACCGCCCAGUUUAUAAAUAUAUAUUUAACAUAUAGUUAGAUUGUAUUCAGCGGAGCUGUAUUCAUAGAAAUGCGGACAAUAAAAAAGGCACUGUGAUAUACAUUUGCCAUACCGUUUCUAUUUAUGAAUCCAAUUCCCUCUAAGAGUUGGGCUCGUUGCCAACAGCAGGGCUUUAGAAUAGCAGUUUAGGAUUAACCUCCAGUCUCAAAUGUACUCAGGCAGAUGUUAACCUCCAGUCUCGUGUACUCGGGCAGAUGUUAACCUCCAGUCUCGUGUACUCGGGCAGAUGUUAACCUCCAGUCUCAAAUGUACUCGGGCAGAUGUUAACCUCCAGUCUCGUGUACUCGGGCAGAUGUUAACCUCCAGUCUCGUGUACUCGGGCAGAUGUUAACCUCCAGUCUCGUGUACUCAGGCAGAUGUUAACCUCCAGUCUCAAAUGUACUCAGGCAGAUGUUAACCUCCAGUCUCGUGUACUCAGGCAGAUGUGAGUGUGUUUGUGUGUCACAGGCUAUUGAGUUCCUCUUUCCCUCUCUCUACAUCCAGAUCCAUCUCUUCCAGAGCCACUCCCUGAACAAAUCAAAUGUCUAAAGAUGUAUUUUGGACAUAGUCGCUUCAAGCCGUAAGUGUCCCCCCCAUAUGUGUCCCCCCCAUAUGUUCAUGUCACAGCCUAUCAUUUGUCCUUCCUGUAAUUUGUAUGUGAAAGAGAAAUCCCCUCUGUUUCAGAGUACAAUGGAAAGUAAUUCACUCUGUUCUGAAGGAGAGGCGAGAUAACCUUGUUGUCAUGGCAACAGGCAAGUCCCCCCUCCCCACCAUGUUAAGUUAAUUAUGAUUGACUAAGUCCUCAUGGUAAUAUGAGCUGCCUUCUGGAAACAUCCAUAUGGAUGGUAUCGUAUAGUUCCGAUAAUAAAUAGUAGUUCGUAAAUGAAUAUUCCCCAAAGAGGUACAUAGUACAUCUCACAACGAGAAAAAAUAUUGGGCCUUCUGUCAUCCUUUUGUUGUAAUCUGCUGUACCGGAACUAAUACUACUGCUACUGCACUGCCACCUAGUGGGUGCUAUAUUUAUUACUCUGAAAUCUCAACGCACAUUAUUUAAUCAGACCCGUAUGGCAUUUUCUGGAAUUUCAAGGGUACUGGACAUGCAUUUGUAGUUAUAGAUAGCAACAUCUUUCAUUAUUGUGUGACAUCAAAAGGCCGAAUGAGUAUAGUUAAGGAAAAUGUGCUAUCACUUAUUCAAAUAUCUAUUUUAUGUAGUGGAACAUCUUUGGUUAGUAGGUGACAUAAGCAACGUGAUGUACAAUCAAUGAGGAUGUCAGCCAUUGGUAUUCUACUAGCUUAACUAAGUGUUUGUCCAUGUCUCUCUGAAGGCUAUGGGAAAAGCCUGUGCUUCCAGUUCCCCCCAGUGUACUGUGUUGGCAUCAGCAUAGUAAUCUGUCCGCUCAUCGCUCUAAUGGAGGACCAAGUGCUCCAGCUCGAGUGAGUAGCAACAUUUAGCACCAGGAACCUUUAAGAAUACCAUACCUACCAAUGUCAUUUUCUACUCUUAACAUAUUUUGAUUGUCAUAUGUCGUUGAUAUAAAAAAAAAUCUCAUGAGUUUGAUAUUCAAGUGUAGAUUGCUUGUUUUUCCCCAUAUGGUUAUAUAUUGAAAAAUAUGAAAAUGUCAUAUGUUUUGCUGGAGUAGAAGUAUCUGGUAACCAUUAGAGCUCAGCAAUGUUGGUUUUCUUCUGAGUGAAUCAAUAUGUCAUUUUGGGUUAUAGGAGACUCCUAGUCAGCCAGGGGUGCGUUCAGCAGGACAUAACGUUGUGCAACGUGCAGAUAGAAAAACAGCAUGUAGAACAAACGCCCCUCUCUAACAUGUAGAAUAAGGAACCGUGUCAGCUCUAUUCAUGACAUUUCUAUCUGCAGCGUUCCACAACAUUUGGCUACUUAACGAUGCCCAGGUGAGAUCAUGGUGAUGUUCCCCUGCAACAACAUGGCGUUUUCUCUUUAUUUUCCAGAAUGUCCAACAUUCCAGCUUGUUUUCUCGGCUCGGCUCAGACCAAAAAUGUUUUAGCCGGCUUGAAACAGUAAGCCCCUUUUAAAAAAAGAAUUUUACUAAAUAUUUGCCAACUGCUAAAAUAUUACAACUGCAUUGAAGUAUUUUGUUCUUAGUUCGGCCACAACAUGUAGUCGUGAUAUGUCCCUCAAGUGAUGUUUACAUGCACCCUCUCCUCUGUUCUGUCACGAUGUGUAAUAUACUAAGUUUUUCCAGUCGAGGGGUGUUGUGGCCUGAGUGCCUGUCUGUUUGUGCUGUCAUGCCAGUGACGAUGAGAAAUGAAGUUGGCCAGAGCGAACAGAUCUGGGACCAUGCUACCAAUGUUAUAAGUCAGCUCCCAGGCCCACAGUGUAUGUUGGUUUCCAUUUUUGUAAUUUUAGCAGAGACCAAUUCCUACCUAGUUUACCAGCUGUAUGGAUUGUAAAUUGAUCAAUUAAAGUGGCAAUAUGUAACUUCUUGGGCUACCCAAAUUCACAUUAGAAAUGUGAGUUAUAGAUAUAUCAUGCUACUUGAAAGCAAGUCUAAGAAGAGGUAGAUCUGUUCUAUAUGCGGCAUUUCUAUGGUUCCCGUUCUUAAGUUUUAGUUUUUGCGUCUUUCACUUUCAGUUUUGUACACCAGCUGAAACAACAAUAUAUUUGGUUAUGGAAAAUAUAUUUCACAGCGGUUUAUAUGGUACAAUGAUUCUCUACACUAUACUAUCUUAUUUUGUCACAUAAACUGAAAUUAGGCGAACUAUUAGAGUUUUAGCAACCAGGAAAUGGCGGAGCGAUUUCUGCAUAGUGCAAUUUUAAGACUAAACAACAACUAGCAGGACUGUGGAACUGGAAAGCCUGAGUGUUGCAACCCCUGCUAUAACUAUGUACCAACGAGGCAGAAAAUAACAUGACCCUAUUCUGUCUUUAGGGGGCAAUACAGAGUUGUGUACAUGACCCCGGAAUACUGCUCAGGCAAUGUAUCUCUACUCGAACAGCUCGAUAGAAGUAUAGGUGAGUGAGGUCUUCAUGACUCUCUUUUUAAAUAGAUCUCCUUACACAUUUAUACAGAUAUACUCAAUUUUCUCAAGCCUUGUCUUUUAUACAUUUAGCAGUGAGAAUAUCGCUGGUGUAGGAACUGAUGGAGGUGUUUCCCAAAAACAUAAAAAUCAUCUUUAGAACUAAGAUUAUCUUAAGUUCAAUGGAGGAAAAAUAAUUUUUAUACUAAAGAUAAUCUUUAUGUUUUGGGGAAAACUCACCCCAGAAUUGUUAUUUAUCUCUGCAUUCUGCCGUGCCUGUCCUGCAGGAAUCUCUUUGAUAGCUGUGGAUGAGGCUCAUUGUAUCUCUGAGUGGGGCCAUGACUUCAGAGGUGCAUACAGGAGUCUGGGAAACCUGAAGAGAAGUCUACCUAACGUAAGGACAUUUGUCUCUCAUUGCAAACAUCACAGGCAGCCAUCAUCUUAAACAAUAUGUAACCAAUUACGGGCAAUCCUCUGCCAUAAUUCUUAUAUAGUCAUGUCAUAAUGAGGACAUCACAGAUGUCGCAUAACAAUAAUGCUAUGUAUCAUGGACAGUUGGCAAAAGCUGAUGUCCUUCAUUCUUAUGAUACCCUUAUGAUGGAGGUGUCAAGUGAAAGUAUUACCAAGAUUGUGAACGACUGUGUUUUGUGUUCAGGUUCCCAUCGACUGUGUUCUGUGUUCAGGUUCCCAUCGACUGUGUUCUGUGUUCAGGUUCCCAUCGACUGUGUUCUGUGUUCAGGUUCCCAUCGACUGUGUUCUGUGUUCAGGUUCCCAUCGACUGUAUUCUGUGUUCAGGUUCCCAUCGACUGUGUUCAGGUUCCCAUGGACUGUGUUCUGUGUUCAGGUUCCCAUGGACUGUGUUCUGUGUUCAGGUUCCCAUCGACUGUGUUCUGUGUUCAGGUUCCCAUGGACUGUGUUCUGUGUUCAGGUUCCCAUCGACUGUAUUCUGUGUUCAGGUUCCCAUCGACUGUGUUCAGGUUCCCAUCGACUGUGUUGUGUGUUCAGGUUCCCAUCGACUGUGUUCAGGUUCCCAUCGACUGUCUUCUGUGUUCAGGUUCCCAUCGACUGUGUUCAGGUUCCCAUCGACUGUGUUCUGUGUUCAGGUUCCCAUCGACUGUCUUCUGUGUUCAGGUUCCCAUCGACUGUGUUCAGGUUCCCAUCGACUGUAUUCUGUGUUCAGGUUCCCAUCGACUGUGUUCAGGUUCCCAUCGACUGUGUUGUGUGUUCAGGUUCCCAUCGACUGUGUUGUGUGUUCAGGUUCCCAUCGACUGUGUUCAGGUUCCCAUCGACUGUCUUCUGUGUUCAGGUUCCCAUCGACUGUGUUCAGGUUCACAUCGACUGUGUUCAGGUUCACAUCGACUGUGUUCAGGUUCACAUCGACUGUGUUCUGUGUUCAGGUUCCCAUUGUGGCGCUUACGGCCACUGCCAGCCCUUCCAUCAGGGAGGACAUAGUGAAGAGUCUGAACCUGGAGCGGCCCAUCGUCACCUGCACCUCCUUUGACCGGCCCAACCUCUACCUGGACGUCAACCGCAAGUCUGGGGGCGUGUUUCAGGACAUGAAUGGCUUCCUGAAGAAGACCACCGGGUAGGGCUAUAUAUUAAUUGCUUAUAGGUCAAUAUAUAUUUAGGUCCAUAUACUAAAUUAAGGUUUAAUAAUAUAUUUAAGUAGACCUAGUUAUAUUAUGUUGGUUUUUAAUACAGUAUAUGUACUGUGUAUACAGUACAUUCGGAACGUAUUCAGACCACUUGACUUUUUCCACAUUUUGUUACGUUUCAGCCUUAUUCUAAAAUGGAUUAAAUAAAUAAAAAUCCUCAUCAAUCUAUACAAAACCUUAUUUACGUAAGUAUUCAUACCCUUUGCUAUGACACUCGAAACUCAGGUACAUCCUGUUCCAUUGAUCAACCUUGAGAUGGUUCUCCAACUUGAUUGGAGUCCACCUGUGGUAAAUUCAAUUGAUUGGACAUGAUUUGGAAAGGCACACACCUGUCUAUAUAAGGUCAAACAGUUGACAGUGCAUGUCAGAGCAUAAACCGAGCCAUGAGGUCGAAGGAAUUGUCCGUAGAGCUCCGAGACAGGAUUGUGUCGAGGCACAGAUCUGGGGAUGGGUACCAAAAAAUGUCUGCAGCAUUGAAGUUCCCCAAGAACACAGUGGCCUCCAUCAUUCUUAAAUGGAAGAAGUUUGGAACCACCAAGACUCUUCCGCCUGGCCAAACUGAGCAAUAGGGGGAGAAGGGCCUUGGUCAGGGAGGUGACCAAGAACCCGAUGGUCACUCUGACAGAGUUUCAGAGUUCCUCUGUGGAGAUGGGAGAACCUUCCAGAAGGACAACCAUCUCUGCAGCACUCCACCAAUCAGGCCUUUAUGGUAGAGUGGCCAGACGGAAGCAACUCCUCAGUAAAAGGAACAUGACAGUCCGCUUGGGGUUUGCCAAAAGGUACCUAAAGGACUCAGACCAUGAGAAACAAGAUUCUCUGGUCUGAUGAAACCAAGAUUGAACUCUUUGGCCUGAAUGCCAAGCGUCACGUCUGGAGGAAACCUGGCACCAUCUCUACGGUGAAGCAUGGUGGUGGCAGCAUCAUGCUGGGGGGAUGUUUUCCAGCGGCAGUGACUGGGAGACUAGUAAGGAUCGAGGGAAAGAUGAACGGAGCAAAGUACAGAGAGAUCCUUGAUGAAAACCUGCUCCAGAGCGCUCAGGACCUCAGACUGGGGCGAAGGUUCGCCUUCCAACAGGACAAUGACCCUAAGCACACAGCCAAGACAAUGCAGGAGUGGCUUCGGGACAAGUCUCUGAAUGUCCUUGAGUGGCCCAGCCAGAGCCCGGGCUUGAACCUGAUCUAACAUCUCUGGAGAGACCUGAAAAUAGCUGUGCAGCGACGCUCCCCAUCCAACCUGACAGAGCUUGAGAGGGUCUGCAGAGAAGAAUGGGAGAAACUCCCCAAAUACAGCUGUGCCAAGCUUGUAGCGUCAUACCCAAGAAGACUCGAGGCUGUAAUCGCUGCCAAAGGUGCUUCAACAAAGUACUGAGUAAGGAGUCUGAAUAUGUAAAUGUGAUAUUUGUUUAAUUAAAAAAAAAUUACAACUGUUUUUGCUUUGUCAUUAUGGGGUAUUGUGUGUAGAUUGAUGGGGGAGGAAAAAACAAUUUAAUCCAUUUUAGAAUAAGGCUGUAAUGUAACAAAAUGUAGAAAAAGUCAACGGGUCUGAAUACUUUCCGAAUGCACUAUAUGCUUUUGGGAAUAUUGGUGAAUAUGGAGCCAGCUUUUAUCAUAAUAAUGAUAUUAAUAUCCAUGUUUUGUUUGUAUAGGAAAAUAUGACAUCCAAUGUCUUUGAGCAGAUGCUGGAUAUAAAAAUAUAUUCGAUAGAUGAUAAAAAGAGACUCGGCACACUGCAGUCUGUCCUCCCACGUGGUUGGUGACAACAUCUCCACCAAUUAGAUCAAAAUGGUCAUUUCUUUGUCUCAUUUGCUGUCGGCUAUUUCAGGGGGGAUUAUGAGUUUGAAGGUUCCUCCAUUGUGUACUGCCCCUCGCGGAAAGAGGCUGAGCGUGUGACCUCCACUCUGACCUCGCUGGGCGUCACGUGUGGUGUGUACCACGCUGGUCUGGGCAUCAAACAGAGGAGGGAGACCCAGCAUCGCUUCAUGAGGGAUGAAAUCCAGGUGUGUUUUAAAUCUUUAAGAAACAAAACAAAUAUUUAAAAUGAAAUCCAGGUGGAUUAGCUUUAUUGCUAUAAUGUGUAGAUAUUGAUAGAAGCGAAAAAAAAUAUGCCACAUUUAGUUGAAUGUGUCUCUUCUUUCCAAAUAUAAAUUUGUUUGCGGUACUUUGCAAAUUCUAUACAGGCAUGAAAACACAUAAAAAACAACAUUGUUCACCCUGGUAUGCAAGCAUACUUAAAUGGUUUUGUUAAUUGUUUUCAGUGUAUCGUGGCUACAGUUGCUUUUGGAAUGGGGAUCAAUAAAGCUGACAUCAGGAAGGUCAUCCAUUAUGGAGCUCCUAAGGAGAUGGAGUCCUACUACCAGGAGAUUGGACGUGCUGGGAGAGAUGGACUUCCAAGUGCCUGCCACGUCCUGUGGGCACCAGCGGAUCUGCAAUUAAACAGGUCACUCUUUUUUGUGAUGAUGUUAUGGGAAUGUUUUUUUAAUGUAAAAAAAUAUAUAUCUUUCAUAGAUGGUAGACAACAAGACACAGUGAUAUAUAUAUAUAUAUAUAUUAAUAAUAAUAAUAAUAAUACUGUCUGUCUUGGCAUGAAGCCUUCAGAGAGUUCAGAUUAGUGAAACUCAGACCUGAACUGAGUCUUUUGUUGUUCUGUACAGGUUUCUCAUCAACCAGGUAGCAAACAACAGAUUCCGGGGCUACAAGCUCAAAAUGAUGGGCAAAAUGGACCUGUAUCUCAACUCAUCCAAGUGCAGAAGGAAGUAAGUCUUGUUCCUGUUCAGUCUUGUUCCUGUUCAGUCUUGUUCCAUAGUGAGGAAUGAUAAAUGUUUUAGGUACAUAUAAGUAUAUUGUGUCAAUAGCUACCUAUAUUCAACGUAUUGCUUCACAUUUCAUUUCUCUUUAGGCUGAUCCUCUCCCACUUUGAAGACAAACAGCUUCGAAAGGUGACCUCAGGCAUCAUGGGAACUGACCAGUGCUGUGACAACUGCCGCUCUGGGUGGGUGUUUUGCCAGCAAUUUUCUAUUCUGUUCUAUUCUAUUCUAUGUACAAAAAUUAAUGUUAUUUUAGCUCAACAUAACAUGCACUGUUUACUGGGUUCUAUUUCAACCAUCUUUGGAUUCUAUUAGAUCACCCAUUGGGAAUGUGUGUGUGUUUUCAGGGCGGUGAACAGAGUCAGUGUAAAUGACACAGUGGACGGUGGGCGUCAGGACUACGGUGUGUUGGCAUUCCAGCUGAUUGGAGCCGUCAGUGCUAUGGGGGAGAGAUUUGGCUCCACAGCCCCCAUCCUGUUCCUCCGUGGAUCUGUGAGUCUGAGAGUGUUGGGCUGGGUCAUGUUCAUUAGGGCAUACUGGAACAAAACAGAAAAAUGAAAAUGAGCGUGUCUUAUUGGACAAGUCCAGGUAGUCCUUCCCUGUUUCAGUUAGUUUGGUGCCUAAUGAACAUUACAUUGACAUUUUAGUCAUUUAGCAGACGCUCUUAUCCAGAGUGACUUACAUGAGCAAUUAGGGUUAAGUGCCUUGCUUAAGGGCACAUCGACAGAUUUUUCACCUAAUCGGCUCGGGUAUUAGAACCAGCGACCUUUUGGUUACUGGCACAACGCUCUUACCCACUAAGCUACCUGCCGCCCUGUUCUUCUUCUUCCAGUACUCUCAGAGGGUUCCCGAGAAGUACCGGUGCCACGCUCUGUUUGGAGUGGGGAAGAGUGUCUCUGAGGCCUGCUGGAAAGCCCUGUCACGGGAGCUGGUGAAUGAGGAAUACCUGAAGGAAGCCACCGGCACCAGCAAGUUCUGCACCCUCUGUAAAAUCACCCCCAAGGUACGACAUAACAUAACAUAUAUCACAACAUAACAUAUCACAACAUUACACUACAUAACACUACACAACACAACAUAUCACAGCAUAACAUAACAUAUCACAACAUAACAUAACAGUAUAUUUUAUUCUACUGUCUCAGGACUGUUUCUUAGACUGGAAUCAGUUAUUUUGGAAACCUGGUGGUAGUGUAAAUGUGAUGUCUUUGACUGUUUUGACAAUUGUUGAUUAAGCCAAAACAAUGUGUUUAUGGCUGACAUUUAUUUCUAAGCAUACUGCCUGGAGAAAUGAAGUGAAGGAAGCAUGUUAGCUGUUCCUGAGGGGACCACUACGUUACUAGUUACUACAGUGUUAUAUCUAUUAUAUGUGUCUUAUUCAGGGUUCAAUUCCAUUUCAAUAUAUCAUUCUUAUUCAAAGGGGAGGUGGUGGCUGGGCCAAGCCCUGGAUGAGAAACAGAGAACCCUCCUGCUCCAGUCGAGUGACGGCGACCUCAACACCUGGUCUGCACUAAGGUAUACCCUCCGUAGUACACACUACGUAGUACACACUACUACAUUCUACUGCUACUUAGUGUGCACACUCAUUAAAGAGAGAACACACUCAUUAAAGAGAGAACACAAGUGCCUUUAAAUCGGGACGGCUUUGAAAGGCUCUCAUCUGGGUCGUGUUCAUUAGGGCACACCGUAGCGAAACAUUUUGCAAGAGAAAACCAAAAUGAGUGUUUCUUAUUGGACAUGUUCAGAUAGUAUGUCCCUGUUUCACUCAGUUUCAGACCGUUUUCUUUUAAUUUGUGCCUUGUGAACGCAACCCUGUUCUAGCCUGGCUUAGCUUCCAAAGUGUUAAUUUGGUUAUGUAAUUAUAUUAAGUCCUAUUCGCACGGGACUAGUAUUACUAGAGAACGAUGGUUAUGUAAUUAUUCCUACCCCAGAAUGUUCGUUAUUUCAGAGGACGAUUCGGACGGGAUUAGUCUUUUCCAAACUGCCUGCUGUAAUUUUAAUUUUUUUAACCUUUAUGACGGAAGCCUGGAGGUUUUAAUUCUAGGUGUGAGGAUAUUUCAACAUGUCCAGGCGAUAACAGGCAACACGACAGUUAUUCGAGCUUGGUUCCAAAGUUUCUAAACCAUAACAAAACAAUCUUUGGUAUAGUGUCUCAAUCAGUAGCGGUGCGUGGGUAAAAUCAAUGGUGAAGCCAAGCCAGGGAGAAAAAAGCCAUAUUACAACCUAUGUGUGUGAUAAUUGUGUUGUUUUCUGCUCUAUAACCUGUUAGUUCAUACGCCACUGUUCUAUAUAAAGCCAAGACAACAGGCAGAAUAAAUUCAACCACACAUGCGUUUGUUUCAUCACAAAACCAGAUGGCAACGUCUGUCUGAAGUCCACAAAGUAUAUUGCUAUGUCGAUUCGCACGGGACUAUAUUCAGAGGACCUUGGAGUUAAUCGAAAAACAGUAGUUUUUUUCGGCUGGAAUUAUUGCUCUCCUGCUAUGUAAAAAUGACCCACAUGGCAGAUUUGGACCGGACUUAAACGACGGAUGUGGUGAUUUGUGCUCGUGCACAUAAUUACAUGACCCUAUCUCCGCCCCCCCCCCCCCCCCCCCAGUAAAACAAAUCCUGUGCGAAUAGGCCUAUAGGAGCAACCAGCUGUUGCCACACAUCAACAAAACAGUUUGAAAAAACAUCAAAGAGAUCAAAGUUAACACAACGUUGAGGUGCCAAAUUGGGUAAUGUCUGCUGGCAUUUGGCAUGAAAUGUUUUAGAACACCUACUCAUUCAAGGGUUUUUCUUUAUUUGUACUAUUUUCUACAUUGUAGAAUAAUAGUGAAGACAUCAAAACUAUGAAACAAAUUCUUAAAAGUUAAUUUGUGGAAUUUCUUUCCUUCUUAAUGUGUUUGAGCCAAUCAGUUGUGUUGUGACAAGAUGGGGAUGGGGGGGGGGGUCCUUAUUAUGGCAGGAACAUCAUUACUUUAAGACAUUAAGGUCAGUCAAUCCGGAACAUUUCAAGAACUUUGAAUGUUUCUUCAAGUGCAGUCGCAAAAAACAUCAAGCGCUAUGAUGAAACUGGCUCUCAUAAGGACCGCGACAGGAAUGGAAGACCCAGAGUUACCUCUGCUGCAGUGGAUAAGUUCAUUAGAGUUACCAGCCUCAGAAAUUGCAGCCCAAAUAAAUGCUUCACAGAGUUCAAGUAACAGACACAUCUCAACAUCAACUGUUCAGAGAAGACUGUGUGAAUCAGGCCUUCAUGGUUGAAUUGUUGCAAAGAAACCACUAUUAAAGGACACCAAUAAGAAGAAGAGACUUGCUUGGGCCAAGAAACACGAGCAAUGGACAUUAGACCAGUGGAAAUGUGUCCUUUGGUCUGGAGUCCAAAUUGGAGAUUGUUGGUUCCAACCGCCGUGUCUUUGUAAGACGCAGUGUUGGUGAACGGAUGAUCUCCGCAUGUGUAGUUCCCACCGUAAAGAAUGGAGGAGGAGGUGUUAUGGUGUGGGGGUGCUUUGCUGGUGACACUGUAUGUGAUUUAUUUAGGAUUCAAGGCACACUUAACCAGCAUGCCUACCACAGCAUUCUGCAGCUUUACGCCAUCCCAUCUGGUUUGGGCUUAGUGGGACGAUCAUUUGUUUUUCAACAGGACAAUGGCCCAACACACCUCCAGGCUGUGUAAGGGCUAUUUGACCAAGAAGGAGAGUGAUGGAGUGCUGCAUCAGAUGACCUGGCCUCCACAAUCGCCCGACCUCAACCCAAUUGAGAUGGUUUGGGAUGAGUCGGACCGCAGAGUGAAGGAAAAGCAGCCAACAAGUGCUCAGCAUAUGUGGGAACUCCUUCAAGACUGUUGAAAAAGCAUUCCAGGUGAAGCUGGUUGAGAGAAUGCUGAGAGUGUGCAAAGCUGUCAUCAAAGCAAAGGGUGGCUAUUUAAAGAAUCUGCACAUUGAUCUGGUACAGGUACUCCCUGUAUAUAGCUGCACAUUGAUCUGGUACUGGUACUCCCUGUAUAUAGCUGCACAUUGAUCUGGUACAGGUACUCCCUGUAUAUAGCUGCACAUUGAUCUGGUACUGGUACUCCCUGUAUAUAGCUGCACAUUGAUCUGGUACUCCCUAUAUAUAGCUGCACAUUGAUCUGGUACUGGUACUCCCUGUAUAUAGCUGCACAUUGAUCUGGUACUCCCUAUAUAUAGCUGCACAUUGAUCUGGUACUGGUACUCCCUGUAUAUAGCUGCACAUUGAUCUGGUACAGGUACUCCCUGUAUAUAGCUGCACAUUGAUCUGGUACUGGUACUCCCUGUAUAUAGCUCCACAUUGAUCUGGUACUGGUACUCCCUGUAUAUAGCUGCACAUUGAUCUGGUACUCCCUGUAUAUAGCUGCACAUUGAUCUGGUACUGGUACUCCCUGUAUAUAGCUGCACAUUGAUCUGGUACUGGUACUCCCUGUAUAUAGCUCCACAUUGAUCUGGUACUGGUACUCCCUGUAUAUAGCUGCACAUUGAUCUGGUACAGGUACUCCCUGUAUAUAGCUCCACAUUGAUCUGGUACAGGUACUCCCUGUAUAUAGCUCCACAUUGAUCUGGUACUGGUACUCCCUGUAUAUAGCUGCACAUUGAUCUGGUACUGGUACUCCCUGUAUAUAGCUGCACAUUGAUCUGGUACUGGUACUCCCUGUAUAUAGCUCCAUUCUUGUGUAUUUUAUUCCUCUUGUUACUAUUUUCACGGUUAAGUCUACACCAGGUUUAUUCGGCGCAUUUGACAAAUAAAAUUAGAUUAUUUUAUUAGAUUUGAAAAAGAGCUGUAACUCUAGACGACUUUUGUAUAUUCUGUUCCAUAAUGACAUGUUUAUAAUAUUGAGUGUAAUUCCCGAUUUUCCAGGCUUUGGGAAAGGGAAGUUAUUUGGGAUUAUUAGUGUGUGUGUGGUGCAGACGCCAUGCCUUUGGAAUGUCAUCAGCUUGUCAGCAUCCCUGAGAGCUAUGUGGCGGAGGUUAGUGCAGCCAAAGCAUUAUUUUGUAACUCCCUUGUUCUUGACAAGGCCUCCAUAUUCUUCCCUGGCUCCACCAUCCUGCAGCUGUUUGCUUUAAAUGAGUGUGAAAUGGUGCAAAUCGCCAACGUGAUAUGGCUCCCGGACGUAUCAACGUGUCGGCUUUGAUAUCUUCUUCCUCUCAGUUUCAAAGCUCUCACUCGCUCACUCACUCACAUGUUUUCUUUGGCUUCCAGUCAAGUUCUGCCCUUGACUUUCUUUACGUUGUACAGUUCAGUCAUUCAGUAGACGCUCACUCUUAGAGCUACUUACAUUGGCUGGGUUAUUUUUGUUGCUGUGUUCUGUUUCAUCCUAACAGAAGAGUGAUCAAUGAUCAAAUGCCUCAAAAUGCAAAGCUCUAUAAACAUGUUGAAUUUUUUAAUUGAAAUGUCAUCUUAUAUCUGUCGUCUUGUACUGAAUGUGCUGUGUACUCAGUGGUGAGUAGUCAUUCAGGAAAUGUUGUCACCCCAGUACAAAAAGCUCUGUGUGUGCAUCUGAUUUCAGACGAAAGCAGAACGCUGCAGCCUCCACCACUAAUGCCCCUGACAGACAGUAUUCGACCUCUCUGGUGAGUGUGUUAUGGAGGUUUGGUACGGAAAGAAUGACUAGCCUCUACCACUUCUGUUUUUGCAGAUCGGAUUAUUUGGUCCCACUUUAAACGAAGUACAACUUAUAAAGGCUUUAUAAAGCAUACAUAAAGGCUUCAUAAGCACUACAUAAAUGCUUCACAAAUCAUCUAAAAGCGUAUGUCGUACUCUAUAAAUGGUGUGUAAAGGGUGACCAAUCAUUCCCACUGAAGGGUGAGCUGCCAAAUGUGACAUAACACACUAUGUAUGUAUGUACACCAUUUCUAAAGUAUGACAUGCACUUAUAGAUGAUUUGUAAAGCGUUUAUGUAGUGCUUAUGACGCCUUGAUGUAUGCUUUUAUAAAGCCUUUAUAAGUUGUACUUAGUUUAAAGUGGGGACAAUUUAUGUUUGUAACACUUAAGUGCCAACUGAAAUACUUUUUCCUGCAACAUUACUAUUGAAGUGCAUACUAUUACUAUUAUAUACGAUCAAUGAUCAAUAAGUGUUUAAUUUGUCCUGCCUCUCCACAGAACAACGGGUUAAAUGUCAAUUCUAGGCCAGUCAACAGCAAAUCUACCCAGAGGUCGGUCAUGUCAUCUAGCAGGUAUGAAGAGGUUGAUGUCGAGAAUAGAGGACAUGACAUUUGCCCAUUUAUGUGUACUUAGUUUGUUGAGGUCUAAUGUCCUAAUGUGAAACCUCUGAAACAACACCACAAUAGGUGAAUAUUUCAAUAAAAGUGUACUGUUUCCCAGACACCGAUUUUAAGUCUUGGACUAAAAAGCCCUUUCAAUGGAACUCUUCCAUUUGAGAAUGCUUUUUAGUUCAAGGCUUAAUCUGUGUUUUGGAAUCCAGCCAUUAGGUUAUAGGAAGAUAUGAAUUCUGGAGUCUGAUGGCUUUUCAUCACAUAUUUUUUAUGACAGGACGCCAACCAAGUUCCUGACCCAGGUGGCGGUGCCCAAACCACAGCCAGCCCCCGUCUCCGCCAGAGAGCUUGAACUGCAGGUAGAGUCAACAGAAAAAGAAUCCAUACUGCCUUUAAGAUGCACUCUAUUUGAUGAAACCAGUCAAUUCAAUAAAUCUUUAUUGUCCCCAGAAGGUAAUUUGAUUGCAGUGACACACAUCACAUUUGCGCAAACACUGGCAGACAAAAGAAAGGAAUACAAAAGACAUAAUAUGGAGAACACUUACAUACAGGAUCAUUGUUCAUAAUAAGUAACAAGUCCCCAUCAAUGUGCUGCCUCCCAUAUAAAUAUAUGCUGUGAAUCAUGAUCUCGCAGAGCCUCUCUUGUUUCAGUGUAAUUCCAGAUUGGGAUUAAUAAGAAAAGCAGCCUUCUCGUAUGCUGCCUAUAGCUCAUUGCAUUACACGUCAGCAUGUGUUGAUUCUUGCUGAUUUUCCUGUCUUGUAAAUAUCUCUCAUGUGUUGAUUCUUGCUGAUUUUCCUGUCUUGUAAAUAUCUCUGUCAUGUGUUGAUUCUUGCUGAUUUUCCUGUCUUGUAAAUAUCUCUGUCAUGUGUUGAUUCUUGCUGAUUUUCCUGUCUUGUAAAUAUCUCUGUCAUUUGUUGUUCCGUAGACGGUGUUGUAUGCCAAGCUGGUUGCUGAACGACAGAAACUGGCCAGUGAGAAGGACAUCCCACCAGCCAUACUGGCCACCAACAAGAUCCUCCUGGAUAUGGCCAAGAUUAGGUACAGUGUGUCCUUAGUUCAUGGUGUCUGCUUCCCUGCAUGGUGACUCACUUCGUCUUGUUCACUUUUCAGGAAUCAGUAGUCAUAAUUAGGGUUUUUCAGGAAUCGGUAGUCAUAAUUUGGGUUUUUUCUGACCAUGUGAUCUAACCAGGAAAACUCCUGGUCCUAGUGAUAUACAUGUUUAAUAUGCCCACAAUGUGGAUGUGUUCUUUUCUAAAUGUAAUGUAUGUUCUCAACUUCAUUGUUUACAGUGUUAUCUGUAUUCCUGUAUGUUGCUUCCUGUAUGAUACUCCUGCCUUAUGAAAUCAGAAAAGAGGUUCUGCGAUAGACUAGCAUCCUGUCCAGGGGGUGUACUUGUACAUCAACCUGCCUCACUACAGAAACAGGAGAUGGACUAGUGUCCUGUCCAGGGGGUGUACUUGUACAUCAACCUGCCUCACUACAGAAACAGGAGAUAGACUAGUGUCCUGUCCAGGGGGUGUACUUGUACAUCAACCUGCCUCACUACAGAAACAGGAGAUAGACUAGCGUCAUGUCCAGGGGGUGUACUUGUACAUCAACCUGCCUCACUACAGAAACAGGAGAUAGACUAGUGUCCUGUCCAGGGGGUGUACUUGUACAUCAACCUGCCUCACUACAGAAACAGGAGAUAGACUAGUGUCCUGUCCAGGGGGUGUACUUGUACAUCAACCUGCCUCACUACAGAAACAGGAGAUAGACUAGUGUCCUGUCCAGGGGGUGUACUUGUACAUCAACCUGCCUCACUACAGAAACAGGAGAUAGACUAGUGUCCUGUCCAGGGGGUGUACUUGUACAUCAACCUGCCUCACUACAGAAACAGGAGAUAGACUAGUGUCCUGUCCAGGGGGUGUACUUGUACAUCAACCUGCCUCACUACAGAAACAGGAGAUAGACUAGUGUCCUGUCCAGGGGGUGUACUUGUACAUCAACCUGCCUCACUACAGAAACAGGAGAUAGACUAGUGUCCUGUCCAGGGGGUGUACUUGUACAUCAACCUGACUCACACUACAGAAACAGGCUCCUGCACUAUGGGCCGUUCUGGCUCGGACAAGGCUUACUUACUUACUUACUUACUUACUUACCUACAUUCAUUUACAUUUUAGUCAUUUAGCAGACGCUCUUAUCCAGAGCGACUUACAGUUAGUGAGUGCAUACAUUAUUAUUAUUAUUAUUAUUAUUAUUAUUAUUAUUAUUAUAUAUAUAUAUUUAUUUUAUACUGGCCCCCCGUGGGAAUCGAACCCACAACCCUGGCGUUGCAAACUGAGCUACAUCCCUGCCGGCCAUUCCCUCCCCUACCCUGGACGACGCUGGGCCAAUUGUGCGCCGCCCCAUGGGGUCUCCCGGUCGCGGCCGGCUACGACAGAGCCUGGAUUCGAACAAGGAUCUCUAGUAGCACAGCUAGCACUGCGAUGCAGUGCCUUAGACCACUGUGCCCAUACUUACGUACUUACUUAUAAACAGUUUAAUUACAGUAGUUUAUUAAUUGUACUUAACAAUAAUAUUUACCUCUCAAUGGAAGACAUUGUGAUUGUUGAAAGAAAAAGAAGGUAGCCGCAGCACAAUCGCUCAGAUUUACAUUUGACAUUUUAGUUAUUUUAGCAGAGUGACAUACAGGAGCAAUUAGGGUUAAGUGCCUUGCUCAAGGGCACAUCAACAGAUUAUUCACCUAGUCGGCUCGGAGAUUCGAACAAGCGAACUUUCGGUUACUGGUCCAAUGCUCUUGGGAGCGGUGUUUGGUCCACGGUCUGUUCUGGGAGCGGUGUCUCAUCCACAGUCUGUUCUGGUGGUCAUUGCAGCUUGUAUUUCCUGGAAAAGUUACCCAGCGCUGUGAUGGUAUCCACCUGCAUGGCCAGGUUCCUGGGUGGCCAGAGGUGGAAGCAGUUCCUGGUUGGGUCCUGAGCCUGUCUUCCGUUUGCGGGCUGAAUGAUGGCCUCCCUGGUUCUCACCUGGUGGGUGUUAUUCAACCUACACUUCCAAUAAGGCCUGGUCUCUUGCUGGGCCACACUGGGUGUAGGGACUGGUUCCUGGGCUGGAGUUUUAAUCGUUUCCUGGGCCUCUAUUCCUUGCAGUGGUCAAGUGGUGGUCAUGACUGUGGUCUUGUAUAGCUGAAGAGCUAUAUCUACCACUAAAUCCAUGCUAUGUGUAGGGACUGGUUCAUAGGCCUGGGUUUGAGUCAGUUCCAGGGUCUUUCUGGUUCUCUGGUGGUGGGUGGUCUAGCAGUGGUCAAGGACAAAAUUGCCCAGGUCAGUAAAGAAGUGCUGGCCCAUUGUUUGGACACCAUGGGAGGCAUCAGGGUGUCCUGGACAACCUCUAGAGCUGGAGGCUUGGUCUUGAUGACCUCCAACAGGACAAUGAAGAAAAAAUAUUUGUAUCGUAAAUCUGGAAAUCAUUUUUAAAAGCACUGAAAUUGCAGAGCAAAACACAGCGAGAAAGUUGAAUUGUGAGACUUUGUCAUGUUUGUGAUUAUAUUAGGCAUUAGUUAACCCGGGGGUGGGGUUCUAAUAAGCUAUAUGGAAUUGUUUUAAGAAAUUCGUACCAAGGAUAAAUUUGCUAUUUGAUUUUGAAUUUUAAGAUCCCUUGAAGUAUAAAAAAUAUAUAUAAAACAAUUAUUUGAUGAAACAUUUUAUUUGGCCUUACUGCCAUUAGCCCAUACAAACACAUUGAAUAACAGAUUCACUACAUGGAACAACAGAUAGUCCUUACUGCUAUUAGCCCAUACAAACGCAUUGAAUAACAGAUUCACAUGCUGUUAACACAUGACGUAAACCCAAAAUAACAUUAUAAUAUUAGAGGCAUCAUGUGGCUAUGGAGGCAUGGGAAGUCCUAUAAAUUAUAAUUCAUGACUUCAUUGUCAAUCUACUUGAUUUCUCACUUGUGGAGAGAUAUUGUGCAUAAUAUGCAAAUUUAUCCGCCAUUUACGGUUCUCCCUCCCCCGAUUCCCUCCACUCCCUCUUCCAUAGAACCUUAUAAGUGAUCAACUCUGGGAUAGAAAAUGCGGACAAAGGGGAUAGAUUUAGGGGGACAUGUAGAUUGCAGGUAAACAAAGCUGGUGGUCAAAACAGGUCACAGCCAUGCUGUCCUACCAAGCAAAAAGGCAGUAACUGCUCAUUUGAUCGAAAAUGAGUUAGUCAUUUUUGCAACAUUAAAUACCUGCUUAAUCAUGUGGACAAGUAUCCUGCCUCUAUUGAAUUGUGUUUUGGAGAAAAUGGGGGUCAUGUUAGCAGUAACUGCAUAAGGUUACUGUGAAACCAGGGUAAAUAAAAGCCAUUUUCCUCAGUUCCACGCUAUGAGCAGGUACUGCCCUUUUGCUUGGGAGGGUAGCACAGGCCUCCCUGGUGCUUUGGCCAGAUCUGUGUUCAUACCGAUAUGUCAUUAUCAUUUAACAUGCUUCUGUAUUAAAAUAACUACUAGUGAGUAAUAAUCUCUUUUUUAAAUGUAUUAAUCCUAAAAUGUUACCAUUGAACAAUAGAAAAUAGUAAACAAAUUCAGUAUACUGUUUGCUAAUUGAUGAUGACCAUGGUGUUUUGCAGGCCGUGCACUGUGUCCAGUCUGAAGCAGGUGGAUGGUGUCUCUGAGGCAAAGUCCAGCAUGCUUGCACCCCUCCUCAAAACCAUAGCAAGUUUUUGUGAGCUUCACAAGCUGAAGGUAAGGCAUGCCCAUAAUUGAGACUGGCAUAGGCUAUGAUUCGACUAUCAUAAACCAUAAAUGAAUCCUACAUAAUCCAUGAUCAUAACAAUUGGCGUCAUUAUUUCUGCUGCGUUUUCCCAGAUCCUAUUACCAACAGCAUGGUAAACAACACAUCGGCUGGUAUUUGUACCGGGUGUUGUUCAUCAAUGCUACGUUCAACAAUGUGCUGAACUCUUGUCUGUUGUCCAGGUGGACCCCUGGACUCUUGCUGCAGCCCCAGGUCCAGACAGCAGUAUGGUGACGGUGACCGGGAGGCCCUCCUCUCUACCCAACAGUAUUGCCAUCACCUACAGACUCUUCCAGGAGGAGGGCAAGAGCAUGGUUAGAGAGCCCUGUUUAGUCGUGUCUACAUGAAAUGGCUGUCCGGUGUUAUUUAUUUCACACUACCGUACCAAUCAGAAGCAUAUUGUGCUGGCUGGGAGAUUUUCUUUCCACAUGAUCCUUUCCCCUACGGUUUCUGCAACUAUGGUGGAUGUGUAACCAGGCCAGUGCAGUACGGCUCGGCUUGGUUUGGUGUAAAAAAAUACAUAAAUAUUUUCAAUUUAGGGCUGUAUUAAAAUUUGAUAUACGUACACCAGCACAACUCAAACAUGCAUAAAUCCGGACAUUGAGGACAAUGGAACUAUUUACCCUGACGUAUGAGUUAGGUACACAGACCUGACCUCACAGUUUCCACCUAUUGUGUCCCUCAACUGACACCGUCCAUUUUGAGCACUAUAGGCAUAUAAUGUGUGUGUUUUGUUCUUAAAGAUAUGUGUGUAUUGUGUUCAGAGGCAGGUGUCUGAUGUGCGCAGUUUACCCGUUGCUGUGUUAGAGACUCAGCUGAUCCAAGCCUUCAGGGCAAACCACCCACUGGACACAGAGAGAGCUGGUCUAACAACCGCCAUACGAACUACCGUCACCCACAUCAUCCAGUCACACCCCGUCAACUCUGGUACGGACAUAUCACUUCCUGGAUCGCUCCAAAUUAGAUUAGAUCUCGGAAGUCUCAUCUAGGUUAAGAAAAACUCUGCUUUAAACACAGCCUGGUCCCAGAUCUGUUGUCUCCUUCUAUAGCCUGGUCCCAGAUCUGUUUGUGCUCUUGCAAACUCCAUUGCUGUCCUUGUGAAGGAGUAGAAACAGACUGACCCAGGCUACAGUAAACAUAAUUUACCAAGAUAAACAAUCUUAUCAGUUGUCUUUUUUUAACCACGUCCCGACAUGGUUUAGGGCCAGCAGGUUUCCCAGUGCUGAUCUUGGAUCAGGUUCCCCCUCUUUUUCAAUAUGAUUUAAAAGGCGAAACCGAUUCUAGAUCAGUAUGAAUUGGGCUGCCUGUGUAAACGCAGGGCUAUGGUGGCCACACUGACAAACCCUCCUCCUCUCUCCCCAGAGACUGCCCUACUGACAAACCUUCCUCCUCUCUCACCAGAGACUGCCCUACUGACAAACCCUCCUCCUCUCUCCCCAGAGACUGCCCUACUGACAAACCCUCCUCCUCUCUCCCCAGAGACUGCCCCACUGACAAACCCUCCUCCUCUCUCCCCAGAGACUGCCCCACUGACCCCUCCUCCUCCUCUCUCCCCAGAGACUGCCCCACUGACCCCUCCUCCUCCUCUCUCCCCAGAGACUGCCCCACUGACCCCUCCUCCUCCUCUCUCCCCAGAGACUGCCCCACUGACCCCUCCUCCUCCUCUCUCCCCAGAGACUGCCCCACUGACCCCUCCUCCUCUCUCCCCAGACCUCAGUGACAUCAAGGCCAUUCGAGCCAGAGUCCCCGACGACAUCAGCACCUUCCUCAUCCAGUUGACUGUGGAGUUGCUGCAGAGAGAGGGGAUGCCCACAGCGCCACCUGCUGUUUCCACCAGCCUACAGCAGCCUGAGCUGACCUGGAUAGAACCAAAGGUCUAUAGAAGAUUUAUAUUAUAUAAUAUCUGCCAUGUAUCUAGAUACGUAUCGAAUAGUCUUGAAAGGGUAAGAUGCACAUCCCUACUUUUGUCCAAAGCGACUUAGUCAUGCGUGCAUGCAUACAUUCAGUGUUGGGGAAGCUACUCUGAAAAUAUAGUUUAGCAAACAAGCUACUAAUUACUUCACACUGGAAGAAGUUAGGCUACACUAAAGCUACCGUUAAUAAAUAUAGUUUAUUUAACUAAAGUUAUUUUGAAAAAGUAGUUCACCACAUCCAAACUACUUCGUGAAAAAGUAUCAAAUCUAAAUCUGAAAUGUCAUAGAUGACAGUUUGCAAGAACAAAUCACUUUGGGGUCAUAUGUUAACAGAAUGCGUAAUUUAGCCUACUAAACACAAAAACAAUGUUUCAGGUGAGAAUUAGGCAGCUCUGAUACCGAAAAAGAAAGGAAAUUCUUGUCUAUUUCAUCCAUCUUUUAUUUUAGCUAAAAGAGUAGAGUGUAGUUCCAGUAGUUAGCUACAUCAUUACAUGGCAACAAAGUAAUGAACUACUGAAAACACUACCAAGAUUAGAAUUGAGUUAAACUACCACCAAGCUACUAAAAACACUACCAAGAUUAGAAUUGAGUUAAACUACCACCAAGCUACUGAAAACACUACCAAGAUUAGAAUUGAGUUAAACUACCACCAAGCUACUGAGAAAUGUAGUUAAAUUACUAGUUGAACUAUCCCCAACACUGCAUACAUUUUACGUAUGGGUGGUCCCGGGAAUCGAACCCACCGUUGCAAGCGCCAUGCUCUACCAACUGAGAUACAGAAGACCACAUUAUAAUCAUCAUUUUUCCACUGAGCUUGGACUGUCUCUAUAUUCAUAGCUUUUAUUUUGAGCUUUUUCCCUUAAUUAUCUCCAGAACAUCCAUCAAUGUGUCCCUUUUUUAUUAGCAUUAGUGGGCAUGUGCAUGUGGGUAUAAACAUCUCUGGAGUUAAAGGGAUGGGUGUAAACGUCUCUGGAAUUAAAGCGGUGGGUAUAAACAUCUCUGGAGGGAUGAAUAAGUAAUGUGAGUCAUGCAUACGUCUGAUGAUCAUUUACUUUUUAAAUAGAAUUUUGCUUUGAAUCACGUAGCUACUUUGUUGAGCAUGGGAUAUACUGUAUGUAUGAGAGGGGAGAAAAUAUUUUUUCCUCAAUGCAAUUAUGCAUUUAUGUAAAUUACCAAGCCUCAAAACCCCAUGCAUUCAUGUAAAUCACCAUGCUUCAAACCUCUAUGCAUUCAUGUAAAUCACCAUGCGUCAAACCCCCAUGCAUUCAUGUAAAUGACCAUACGUCAAACCUCCAUGCAUUCAUGUAAAUCGCCAUGCGUCAAACCUCCAUGCAUUCAUGUAAAUCACCAUGUGUCAAACCUCCAUGCAUUCAUGUAAAUCACCAUGCGUCAAACCUCCAUGCAUUCAUGUAAAUCGCCAUGCGUCAAACCUCCAUGCAGUCAUGUAAAUCGCCAUGCGUCAAACCUCCAUGCAGUCAUGUGAAUCACCAUGCGUCAAACCUCCAUGCAUUCAUGUAAAUCGGCAUGCGUCAAACCUCCAUGCAUUCAUGUGAAUCGCCAUGCGUCAAACCUCCAUGCGUUCAUGUAAAUCGGCAUGCGUCAAACCUCCAUGCAUUCAUGUGAAUCGCCAUGCGUCAAACCUCCAUGCAUUCAUGUAAAUCGGCAUGCGUCAAACCUCCGUGCAUUAGUGUAAAUCGCCAUGCGUCAAACCUCCAUGCAUUAGUGUAAAUCGGCCAAUGCGUCAAACAAAAUAUAAUAAUAUGCCAUUUAGCAUGACGCUUUUAUCCAAAGCGACUUACAGUCAUGCGUGCAUACAUUUUUGUAUAUGGGUGGUCCCGGGGAUCGAACCCCACUACCUUGGCGUUACAAGCGCCGUGCUCUCCACUAGCUACAGAGACCACUAACAACCUCCAUGCAUUCAUGUAAAUCACCAUGCGUCAAACCUCCAUGCAUUCAUGUAAAUCACCAUGCGUCAAACCUCCAUGCAUUCAUAUAAAUCAUUAAGCGUCAAACCUCCAUUCAUUCAUGUAAAUCAUUAAGCGUCAAACCCCCAUGCAUUCAUGUAAAUCACCAUGCGUCAAACCUCCAUGCAUUCAUGUAAAUCAUUAAGCGUCAAACCUCCAUGCAUUCAUGUAAAUCAUUAAGCGUCAAACCUCCAUGCAUUCAUGUAAAUUACCAAGCGUCAAACCUCCAUGCAUUCAUGUAAAUCACCAUGUGUCAAACCUCCAUGCAUUCAUGUAAAUCUCACCAAUGCGUCAAACCUCCAUGCAUUCAUGUAAAUCACCAUGUGUCAAACCUCCAUGCAUUCAUGUAAAUUACCAAGCGUCAAACCUCCAUGUGGUCUCCUUUUCCUCUUGUACACGACUGUAUUCCCUUGUUUAUUUCCCCUCCAUUGGGGUUUCCAUUACUGUACAACAGGUGUAAACCUCACGAGGGUCUCUCUCCCCUAUACGUCAGCAGUGAGCCUACUUACUGAUUUGAAAUGCACUGCUUCACUGAUUUGAAUGUCAGGUAGUUUAUCAAAUCUUACCGUGCCCACUCGACCAUGAAUUAAAAAUGAAAAGCUGAAAUGUCUUGAGUCAAAAAGUAUUCAACCCCUUUGUUACAGAAAGCCUAAAUAAAUUCAGGAGUAAAUAUUUGCUUCACAAGGCACAUAAUACGUUUCAUGAACUUACUCUGUGUGCAAUAAUACUGUUUAACAUUAUUUGUUAAUGACUACCUCAUCUCUGUAAACAUACAAUUAUCUGUAAGGUCCCUCAGUCGAGCAGGGAAUUUCAAACACAGAUUAAACCACAAAGACCAGGGGAAAAAGUUGACAUUGAAUAUCCCUUUGAGCAUGGUGAAGUAAUUCAUUACACUUUGGAUGGUGUAUCAAUACACCGUCACUACAAAGAUACAGGCGUCCUUCCUAACUCAGUUGCCGGAGAGGAAGGAAUGGUGGCUUUAAAAUAGUUCGUUUACUCUUAUCACAGCCAUUAAACUCUGGGGGUAGAUCAACAACAUUGUAGUUAUUCCACAAUACUAACCUAAAUGACGGAGUGAAAAGAAGGAAGCCUGUACAGAAUACAAAUAUUUCAAAACAUGCAUCCUGUUUUCAGUCGGGCACUAAAGUAAAAAAUGCAAAAAAAUGUGGGAAAGAAAUGAACUUUGUCCUGAAUACAAAGCCAUAUGUUUGGGGAAAAUCCAACACAACAUAUCACAGAGUACCACUUUUCAUAUUUUAAAGUAUAAUGGCGGCUGCAUCAUGUUAUGGGUAUGCUUGUCAUCAGCAAGGACUAGGGAGUUUUUUAAGGAUAAAAAGAAACAGAAUAGAGCUAAGCACAGGGAAAAUCCUAGAGGAAAACCUGGUUCAGUCUGUUUUCCACCAGACACUGGGAGACAAAUUCACCUUUCAGCAGGACAAUAACCUAAAACACAAGGACAAAUAUACACUGGAGUUGCUUACCAAGACGACGUUGAAUCAGCCUGAGUGGCCUAGUUGACAUUUUCUUGACUUAAAAUCGGCUUGAAAAUCUAUGGCAAGACUUGAAAAUGGCUGUCUAGCAAUGAUCAACAACCAACUUGACAGAGCUUGAAUAAUUUUUUUAAGAAUCAUGUGAAAAUAUUGCCAAUCAGGUGUGCAAAGCUCUUAGAGACUUACCCAGAAAGCCUCACAGCUGUAAUCGCUGCCAAAGGUGAUUCUAACAUGUAUUCACUCAGGGGUGUGAAUACUUAUGUAAAUGAGAUAUUUCUGUAUUUCAUUUUCAAUCAAUUUGCAAAAGUUUCUAAAAACAUGUUUUCAUUUAGUAAUAAUGGGGGGUAUUGUGUGUAGAUGGGUGGGAGAACAAGUACAUUUCAUCCAUUUUGAAUUCAGGCUGUAACACAACAAUGUGGAAUAAGUCAAAGGGUGUGAAUACUUUCUGAAGGCACCUUGCUAUCCCUUGUAUUAUCAGAUGGGGAUCCUUUCAUUUAUGGACGCAUCCGUCCUUAAUGGCAUUGCUUGUAACCUAAUUCAGCUUCACCAUGUUAGAUGCAGUCAAUAGUAAGGUUGCGUCCCAAAUGGCACCCUAUAAUAGGGCACUACUUUUGACCAGAGCCCAUAAAUGUAGUGGCCUAUAUAGGGAAUAGGGUGCCAUUUGGGAUACAGGCUUAGCAUUGAUCAGCAGUGAGUCAUUGAUAGUCAUUCAUUCAAUAUGAGAUGGCACGUGCGUCGAUCUUGAAAUGUAAACGUCAGCAGUUGUAAUGGAUUUAUUUAGUUUUAUAUUCAAAGAUUGCACAUGGGACAAAGCCUUGUCAACUAAUGUAUGCCUUUCAAAUGCACGUGUCACGGUUAAUCUCUGUGUGCUGGAGAACAACUCCCUCAAGGUGAAGGUAUAAUGACAUCUCCGGCCGUAAAGUCAUGCAUGCACUACCGUCACUUUAUCUCUCUCUCUCUCUCUCUCUCUCUUUCGCUCUCCCUCUCUCUACCCACUAUCUCUCUCUCUCCCGCUACACACUCUUUCUCUCCCUCUACACUCUCUCUCUCCCUCUACACCACUCACCCUCUUCCUCAUCCCCUACAACAACCGCCGCUCUCUUGGCUCUCGUUCCUCCCCAUCCCCACCCCCUACAUCCUUCUCUGGCCCUCCCCCUCUAUCUCACUCCCCCUCUCUCCCUCUAUCUCUCCCCCUCUCUCCCUCUAUCGCUCUCCCCCUCUGUCCCUCUAUCUCUCCCCUGCCCCCUCUAUUCUCUCCCCCUCUGUCCCUCUUAUCUCUCUGCCCUCUCCCCCCCCCUCUCUACGCUCUAUCUCGCUACCCCUCUGUCCCUCCUACUCUCCCCCUCUGUCCCUCUAUCUCUCCCCCUCUGUCCCUCUAUCUCUCACCCUCUGUCCUCUAUCUCUCCCCCCUCUGUCCUCUAAUCUCUGCCCUUCCCUCUCGUCCCUCUCUCCCCCUCCCUUAUCUCUCCCCAUCUGUCCUCAUAUCUCUCUCCCCCUCUGUCCCUUAUCUCUCCCCCUCUGUCCCUAUAUCUCUUCCCACUCCCUCUAUCUCUAUCCCCUCUGUCCCUCUAUCUCUGCCCUUCUCCCCUCUCUCCAUCUAUCUAUCUUCUCCUCCUAUCUCUCUCCCCAUUGUCCUCUGUCCCUUAUCUCUCCCCCACUCCCUAUCUCUGUCCCUCUUCUCACUCCCCUCUGUCCCUCUAUCUCCCCUCUAUUCUCCCCUCGUCCCUCUAUCUCUCCCCUCUGUCCCUCUCCCACUCUGUCCCUUUAUCUCUGACCCUCCACCCCUAUCUCUCUCUAUCUCUCCCCCUCUGUCCCUCUACUCUCCCCCUAUCUCUCUCCCUUCCCUCUGUCCCUCUAUCUCUCCCCAUCUCUGUCCCUCCUCUCCCUCUCCAUCUAUCUCUCUCCCCUCUGUCCCCUACUCUCCCCUCUAUCUCUCUACCUCUAUCUCUCUCCCCCUCUGUCCCUCUAUCUCUCCCCCUCUCUCCCUCUAUCUCUCCCCCUCUGUCCCUCUAUCUCUCCCCCUCUGUCCCUUCUAUCCUCUCACCCUCUGUCCCACCUCUAUCUCUCCCUCCUAAUCUCUCCCCUCUGUCCCUCUAUCUCUCCCCCUCUGUCCCUAUUCUCUCCCUCCCCUCUGUCCCUUAUUCUCUCUUCCCUCUAUCUCUCCCCCAUCUGUCCCUAUAUCUCUCUCCCCCUCUCCUUAUCUCUAUCCCUCUGUCCCUCUAUCUCUGCCCUUCUCCCCUCUCUCCAUCUAUCUAUCUCUCUCCCUCUAUCUCUCUCCCCCUCUGUCCCUCUGUCCCUCUAUCUCUCCCCCAUCUCCUCUAUCUCUGUCCCUCUCUCUCCCCCUAUGUCCCUCUAUCUCCCCCUAUUUUCCCCCUCUGUCCCUUAUCCCUGCACCCUCUUCCCCUCUCCCCCUCUGUCCCUUUCCUCUCCCCUCUCCCUACCUAUCUCUCCCCUAUCUCUCCCCCUACUGUCCCUCUAUCGCUCCCCUAUUCUCUCCCUCUGUCCCUAUCUAUCUCCCUCUAUCUCUCCCCUCUGUCCCCCUAUCUCUCUCCCUCUAUCUCUCCCCCUCUCUCCCCCUCUCUGGCCACUCUUGUCAGUGCAGAGCCCAAUCUCUCAGGCUGCUCUUGUCCCCAUUAAUGGGGCAGGCUUUAAAGGCCAGGCUGACAUCUGGUGCCUUCCUCUCAGACUGAUUACUACAGGGGACCUAUUUCCUUAAAGGCUGAUGCAGCACGACAAGCCCGGCCCCAUGUCCCAGCCCAGCUUCAUGACCCAGCCUGGCCCACUCCCAGCCCCAUGUCCCAGCCCAGUUUCAUGUCCCAGCCUGGCCCCACUCCCAGCCCGCGGCCCCAGCCCCAUGUCCCAGCCCAGCUCCAUGUCCCAGCCCAGCCCAGCUUCAUGACCCAGCCUGGCCCCAGCCCCAUGUCCCAGCCCAGCGCCAUGUCCCAGCCCAGCUUCAUGUCCCAGACUGGCCCCAGCCCCAUGUCCCAGCCCAGCCCAGCUUCAUGUCCCAGCCCAGCCCCAUGUCCCAGCCCAGCCCCAUGUCCCAGCCCAGCCCCAUGUCCCAGCCCAGCCCAGCUUCAUGUCCCAGCCCAGCUCCAUGUCCCAGCCCAGCUUCAUGACCCAGCCUGGCCCCAGCCCCAUGUCCUAGCCCAGACCCACUCCCCUCUCCAGAUGUGAAAGCAGCUCGGGAGGUUUUUCACACAACUGGCCCACUUCUACAUGGGAGUAAUCGCCCUUGUUGCUGUUGAGUCCAUGUUAGUGGCUCAUAGUCAUAUUUAACUGUCAGUUUGGGUAGGAUUUCGUUGUAGGUAUAAAUACUAGCUCCUACUGUGUGGUCCUCUGUAGCUCAACUGGUAGAGCACGGCGCUUGUAACGCCAAGGUAGUGGGUUCGAUCCCCGGGACCACCCAUACACAAAAAUGUAUGCACGCAUGACUGUAAGUCGCUUUGGAUAAAAGCGUCUGCUAAAUGGCAUAUUAUUAUUAUUAUUUAUUAUUUACUGGAAUCCAGCUCUUAAGUCAGGAUAUGUGACAUCAUUCAUUAGCACUAAUUGACACUUUUGUGUGUUUCUUCCAGGACAAACCGGUGAAAAAAGCUUCCAUCCACAAGCCAGUGAGGACUGAAAAAGCCCCAGCCCAGCCAGCCCCAGUCAAGCUAUCCCCACCCCAACCAGAUGGUUGGUCUGCAGUCCAACUCCCAGACAAGAUGGAGAUGAGUAUGGAAGAGGAUGUCCUGUUCAGGGAUCUCCCAAUGCCAGAGGUAAUGUUCAGCUAACAAAGACAAACUGAUUUAAAACUAGCCUGUACUUUUUACACCAAUACACCUCUGCUGAAACCGAACUGCAUUUGUGGACUAACAUUGGGUGAAUUGCAGCAUAUGACAAUGUCAGUCAAUGUGUCUCCCACUAAAUAUGGUGCAUUGUCUUCUCUCUCCCUGGUAGGAAGUGGGUCCCAUCCCAGAGUAUGUCACUGCCCGUCCCAGCCCAGCUCCAUGUCCCAGCCCAGCUUCAUGUCCCAGCCCAGCUCCAUGUCCCAGCCCAGCUUCAUGUCCCAGACUGGCCCCAGACCCAUGUCCCAUCCCAGCCCAGCUUCAUGACCCAGCCUGGCCCCAGCCCCAUGUCCCAUCCCAGCCCCAUGUCCCAGCCCAGCUUCAUGUCCCAGCCCAGCUCCAUGUCCCAGCCCAGCUCCAUGUCCCAGCCCAGCUUCAUGACCCAGCCCAGCUUCAUGACCCAGCCUGGCCCCAGCCCCAUGUCCUAGCCCAGACCCACUCCCCUCUCCAGAUGUGAAAGCAGCUCGGGAGGUUUUUCACACAACUGGCCCACUUCUACAUGGGAGUAAUCGCCCUCGUUGCUGUUGAGUCCAUGUUAGUGGCUCAUAGUCAUAUUUAACUGUCAGUUUGGGUAGGAUUUCGUUGUAGUUAUAAAUACUAGCUCCUACUGGAAUCCAGCUCUUAAGUCAGGAUAUGUGACAUCAUUCAUUAGCACUAAUUGACACUUUUUGUGUGUUUCUUCCAGGACAAACCGGUGAAAAAAGCUUCCAUCCACAAGCCAGUGAGGACUGAAAAAGCCCCAGCCCAGCCAGCCCCAGUCAAGCUAUCCCCACCCCAACCAGAUGGUUGGUCUGCAGUCCAACUCCCAGACGAGAUGGAGAUGAGUAUGGAAGAGGAUGUCCUGUUCAGGGAUCUCCCAAUGCCAGAGGUAAUGUUCAGCUAACAAAGACAAACUGAUUUAAAACUAGCCUGUACUUUUUACACCAAUACACCUCUGCUGAAACCGAACUGCAUUUGUGGACUAACAUUGGGUGAAUUGCAGCAUAUGACAAUGUCAGUCAAUGUGUCUCCCACUAAAUAUGGUGCAUUGUCUUCUCUCUCCCUGGUAGGAAGUGGGUCCCAUCCCAGAGUAUGUCACUGCCCAUCAGCCUCUUACUGCAGCCGCCAAGGCUGUCCCCCAGACCAGUGCAGUGAAGCUGGCCUCCUGGAACCAGGAGCCCCUGGAUGAGGACACACAGGAACUCUUCAGUGACUCCCCACCUCAGGUACAAGUCACUGAUUUUCUGUUGUGUGUUUUUCUCAGCCUUGAAAAGUGGAUUUCACUCAGGAUAUGAAACGAUGUACCAGACCUAUUCUUUUUGCAAAAUAGACACAUUUGAUUCACAAAUAUAACAAGUGUCAAUGUGUGGGGUACAUGAUGAUAUAAAAGCUAUUUCUUCCAUUUGAACCAAGGCAAUGAAUCCAUAUUCUUAUUUUCUUAAUGGAUCACUUGAUAAGACACUAGCUGUGAAUUUGAUUAUCAAUAAGGCGGAGGAGGGGGGAUGCCCUUGGUUAAAUAUCUGCUUUCAUCAGCAUCCGGCUUCAAUCAACUUAAUAAUUGGCUCCCAAAAAUCCCUUUCCCUGCAUUAAAGAAAACUACCCAGUAAGUAUUUUUAAAACCCUGGGAAAACUCCACUAAGUGCAAGAUGUGCAAUUAACAGCUUCCAGUCUGUUCUUCCAGUGUGUGGAGCUCUCUAGAUCAACGUCAGUGCGCUCGUUCAGCUGUUGAUCUCUCUUCCCAGGGUGUCCACGCUAAGGUCCUCAUUUCCACAUAUAAUUGGAUGGAGCUGAACUUAUUAGCAUAAUUGGUAAUACCUUCCAUCAAGCUCAAUUCUAUCUCACCCACUCCCGUAGCUAAAUGUCCUCAAUAGAAAGUUAAGUAGUGUCAUUGACCCACUGAAAUGAUCCAGUAUGCAUCCACUAACUGGUUGUUUGUAGUCAUUCUGGUGUCCGGAUGGCAGUGGGACUAGAAAUACCCUGACACACUUGUAGUGAUAAGAUGGUCGCCACGGGUUCAUCUUAUUAGACCCCUGCCAUCCUCCAGUUGUGGUUUUCACAGCGCAAUAGAGCAGAUUGUGUUUGAGCGCCGUUUAAUACCGACGAUUGCGUGCAACUUAAGAGAUCUCCCUGAUGACACGGGUGAUGAUAUUGUGCCCUGACAUGCAGGAAUUCACCAUAAAUCCAAAACAAUAACAGAUCUGCGCCGGAUGAGCCCACAGGAGGAUGCCCACCCGCCCCAGUCAGAUGAACAGACAGACCCUUGGUUAAUGCAGAGUUAAUUGUUAUUCGCCACAAAGGGCUUUGUUUAUUUGUGACGUUCUCCCGAGGUUGUGACCCUUGGCUCUCGCUAAUCCCACACGGGAGGAUCGAUGGGAACGCGGUGUCCCCCAUCUAACGAGAUGAGCGCGCCCUGGCUUAGUCUGGAACUGGCUUACAUUUAACCUCUGACCUGGGGUCAGCGCUCAGCGUGAGCAUCUUGAACGCCCUUUGACCUCCUUUAACCCCAUCAGUCCCGAGACCCCAGCAAAAAUGGCCUUUUCAUUUAUCUGACUUUCGUUUAUCUGCAUGUCCAGCCCUUAUAUUUAGUCUCACAAUGAAGUGUUUUACCCUUUUCUUUUCAGGGCAACUAGGACCACAAGUAAAACAAAACAAUUUGACAUAAACCGUUGCAUUCAUGAGUUUUAUUGACAAAUGUCAAUAAAAAAAAUAGUCUGCCAAAGCUAAAAACCUGAUAAAUGAAUUUAAAGUGGGCUGUAAGUACAGAAAUGGUUUGCUCUGUGGGAAAUGAAUAUCCAACUAGUCAGUGACUACUGUGUGGAGAGUUUGAGACAGCAACUAUGUGACCUUAUUACAGUAUUAUAUUAUAUGAUUUCCGUUAUAUGAACCCCUUACCUUAAUGACUCUUUUGUAGGUUGUGAGCGUCAUAUGGCAAAACGUGCGUAUUUGUGAGAGUCUCAGCUUUUCAUACAUAGCUUUUAAUCGUUUGUAGCUCAAACCAUUCAGAUUCUACAGACGUUUUUGUAAAAAGACCCGGCCCCCUUCGGGAUCCGCCCUGGUCUCACAAACACAAUGUUUAAAAGGGGUUAGAAGUUCAAAUGGCGCCGGCUUCGCGGUGGGACUCGUUGGGUUAAGAAAUAUCCUCAAUAAUCAUUCACUGUUGAUGUGAAUGUGUACCUGAAAGCUUUAUUUGUUCCACCCUCUCCACACACUCCACUGUGCCUCCUAGUCAUGGUAACCUGUGGAUCAAUAUGUGUUUUAGAGCUCCCUCUAAAUAGAUCAACAGCCAGAUCCGUUCUCCCCUUCACUGAGCAGCGGCAGUGAGGUCACUAAAGAUUUAGCACCAACGAGAUUGAGAGAGACCAAAAAAAAAAAAAACACUCUCCUCAAGGAAAUUACAUUUAGAGGGGUCAGAUAAAUUGCUUAAGAGGAAUUGUGAUGGAUGGUAAUCCGAUGUUGGAUAGCGCGCUUGGGUGUCUUGUAUUGAUGCAGCUGCACGCAUGAGACUCACAUAGACAUGCAGUGGACUGCGGACACUCUAGGCCAAAGGAGGAUCUUGGAAGUCCAGUUUAGUCGCCAGGUCCAACCGAUUGUAGCAGUCUAGCCAUGGAGUAUUGUCUUUCGGCACAUUUGGACGUUACAAAUUUGUGCUGGUACAUAUUUCCUAUACUUCAUUAUAACAUGCACGUCAAAUAGAUUAAAGUCCAGAUCCCAUUUUGAUCGUGCUGUGCGGUCAAUGUCGUUUUCAAGAGAUUUAUUUCUGACACCAGCUUGUUCCUUUUAUGUGUUUUGCUUUUCAAUCACAGGACCAGGUCACUAAUACGUCAGCUUUGUGUCUAGAACUCGUCAUACUUCUAGUAUUUAUCAGAGGUGUAACAGAUGGGGGAUUUAUUGUCUGAGGUUUGUGUGCAUUCCUCAACCUUGAUUUAAGCUUAAGUCAUUGUGGGCUUCUAAGCAUUUUUGUAUCUCUGACUUGAGGAGAUGGAGAGUCACUGAAGACCCCUAAGCUUUUCAGUAAGAGCAAUGUUAUCGGCUGCAUGGCGUCUCUAUUUACCCGACCAAUAGGUCACGUACUGUAGGUCGGACUGCUAAUCCAGUGUGGUUUAUUCACCAGAGCUCCUCCUUCUAAUCUCUGUUGUCUAGCUUCCGGAGGAGACAUCACAAGCCUCACCAUAAAAUGAUGUGUUCUUAUAAAGGUUAUAAAUAAUAUUUUUCUGUUUUUGUUAAUAUGUUACUUUUAAUGGGUGUUAAAUACGCACAUUAGUAGUUACUUUAACACAUUUCUUACAACAAAUAAAAGAAGCUGGGGGAGGUAAAAAGCGUCUGCUAAAUGGCAUAUUAUUAUUAUUAUUAUUAUUAUUAUUUAUUCUAUGGAAAUAUAAAAUCAAGAUGAAGAGAAAGUUUGUUGCAUCCAUCCAUCCAUCCAUUUAUCACCAAUAAAACUCAAUUCAGGUGGAAAGAACCGGAGUGAAAGAAAGGGAAUGUGAUUUAAUUUGACUAAAGAACUGUGAAUUUGAUGCAACAACUGGGACCAAUUCUGCAGACAAACGCUCAAUUUAACAAAGAACCACCAGAGCCUUCUCCUACAUGAUCUCAGUAAUAACCUUGGAGCAGGUUUCUCCCUGAAGUACCUUUCCAUUUUAACCUUGGUGUGGGUUUCUCCCUGAAGUACCUUUCCAUAUUGUACAUGACAGCUGGUGAAGCUCUCCGUACCAGAACAUUGCCAGAACAAGUGUGAAGUUCACAUUGAGUAGAUCAACGAUAAUAACUUGAAAGGGCGUACCCAGCAGGCAAAACUGGUUGCAAUGGCGUCAGGUUGUAUACUGGUUAGAUAAGAAUGUUUGAUUGACGUCUUUUUAGCAACAUGAAAAAGACGUCUUUACAACCACGAAAAUGUGACAUGUUUUCCACGAUGUCUUCAAAGACGUCUUUACCUGAUUGUAAUAGAGACCAGUUGGUUGUAAUCUGGUUAUAUGAUGUCUCAACCAGAAAACCAGUUUACCACCAGAGGAUUAUGUAAUUAAGAUGUCAUGUGCCAAAUCUUGUGCCCACCGGGUAGACCUGUGUUUCCCAACUCCGGUCCUCCAGUAUCCCCAACAGUACAUAUUUUUGUUGUGGCCCCCAGAAAAGCACACCUGAUUCUACUUGUCAACUAAUCAUCAAGCCCUGGACAAGUCGAAUCAGGUGUUUUUGUCCGGGGCUACAACAAAAAUGUGUGCCCUUUGGGGUUACUGGAGGACCGGAGUUGGGAAACACUGGGGCAGGACCAGAGUUGGGAAACACUGGGGUAGUUUUCAGUGGAGCUAACAACUAUCAACCAAGAGUGGACUCAUUGUUGUUGAUGCAUGUUCAUCUCUCCACAGAAUGUCAGCCAGCCGGCGAAGAGGAAACUACCAGACUGGGCCGAACUACCAAGAGGCUCCAGUUCUUUGGCCUGUUCAAAGAAAACCAAAAAGAACAAAGGACUUUUUUCA
Molecule: messenger RNA, 48375 nt
Organism: Coregonus sp. 'balchen'
Lineage: Eukaryota; Metazoa; Chordata; Actinopteri; Salmoniformes; Salmonidae
Source: the annotation of a GenBank genome assembly